This is a messenger RNA of Columba livia (rock pigeon), 45725 nucleotides long. It is a transcript of the gene PAG1, whose product is annotated as phosphoprotein membrane anchor with glycosphingolipid microdomains 1. Gene Ontology annotation, cellular component: plasma membrane; membrane raft. The record is from RefSeq and is a predicted model, not a curated record. Gene Ontology annotation, biological process: negative regulation of T cell activation; intracellular signal transduction. Bases 35264 to 36544 code for a protein of 426 amino acids. NCBI's taxonomy places the organism in Eukaryota, Metazoa, Chordata, Aves, Columbiformes, Columbidae. The transcript has 8 exons. Gene Ontology annotation, molecular function: SH2 domain binding.
UUGGAAAUUCUGUUUGCAAUAAAAAUGUGUUGAUUAUUCUAAAGGACCUGGAUAACCUGAAAUCUUGCACAGGAAAUCAGAAAUUGUGAACAGAUUAUCACACUGUGUAAUUCUCUGUCAAUGUUAGACAGUGGCACAGUACUAUAUGAGCACAGCUGUGGGUCCAAUGAAUUAUCUUUCCAGUUCAAAAAAGCUGGCAGUCUCAGAGCUGAAAACACAAGACUGUUUUAUUGGGGCUCUAGGGUCUUUUAAAAAUCUGGAUGCACAUCUCUGAUCCCCUUUAUAGUACAGCCCAGAAACAGCUGUUUGGCUGAAAGGUGAAGACAGGAUCCUUUCAACCAGCUGUGUUGGUGGAGAAAUAGUAUGAAACUUUAGUGUGGGAUUUUUGACUGUGUAAAAAACCAAACAACCCCUCCAUGGGUCACUUGGCAGGUAUGGUUUAGAGAGUGACCAAAGGAAGUACCUUCAGAUGGAGGUAGGGAAGGCAAGUGUGACCAGUGAUAAAAGAGAUGUGUGGACUGAGGAUUUUUUUGAGCCAGUUAGGCUGCCAAGGGUCUCUCAGCUUGGAACCACAUCUCCAGGUGCUACAUGCGCAGAUGAGUCUGGAUAUUUCCUCCCCCAAGGUUGGUAUGGCUCUGCCAUGUUGAGGUUGAGAGGUUACAGCCUGUUUCAGCUUUAGGAAACAUAAUUAUUCAUUUUAAUAGCAUAAGAAGUAUAAAAGAGUACAAGUCAAGUGGUUGUUGGUCAAGUGGUCCUGUCAUCCAAGGGUUUGGCAGAAAUAUGUAUUGUGUGGUCAUUUUAUUAGAAGUGGAGGAACAGUGGUUUCCUGUGAAUAGAUAUUGUGGGGUGAGAGAUGUCUGAGAGGUGAAGAGCAGGGCAGGGCUCUUUUGAGUAGGUCUCUCUGUAGCUGGACAGCUGAGGUGUCUACAGGCCACCCCUGCAAACCUACAUCUUGCAUAAGUUGCACAGGCCUGGUUUGAUGUGCAUGAUGGCCAUUGCUGGGCUUUGCAGUGGUCUGCCACGUUCCGUGUCUCUGUUCUGGGUUGUGUGGCCUGGCGCUGGCAUGGCAGAGGCACGAGGGAUGGACUUGAAGGAAAGGGUGCGAGCUGGUGAUCAGGUGCCUAAAGGAGAGGGCUUACUGACAUCUGGGCUCUCACCAAGGCUGGAGGAGCACCAUCAGGAGCCCAGCCAUGCUGGGGCCAUGCCAGCUGCUGGAAAGGCAGUAAGAAGGGAUGAAGAUAUGCUUCUCCCAGAGUGGUUUCUAUGCAUGGGAUGUGUGGUUUGGUGCUUGAAAUUUAUGGUUUGCCUCUGUUGGAAGUAAUUCAGGAAUAACUGCUUUUGCUUGUGGUUUCCAUCCUGUUUCCCUAAUAACAUUCACAUGCAAACAGUCCACUGCCGCGCCCAGGGGUUGGGGUUUGCAUAUAUUCAGCAUAAAUAAAAAGCGGUACAAGCUUCAGCCUGAGCCUUCUCCCUUUUGCUUGUGUGGGUUUUGGGGGUUUUUGAGGGGAGUGAUUUAUUUGUUUGUGGGGGAUUUUUUGUUGGAUGGUUUGGGUUUUUUUGUGUUUGUUUGGUUGAUUUUCCCAUCAAGCCUCCUCGUCUUUAGCAUUUUCCUUUCUUUGAGUUGGUAAAAGUGUUUUCUGUCUGUGGCAAUGGUAGCGAUGUUGGCUAGGGUGGACCUCAAGACAUCUCUUAUCUCCACCGCCGUCAGUGGCAGCUUCUGCACGUCUGCAGGUUUCCUUCCCCAGGGCAUCAGGUUUUCCCUCUGCUUUCUGUAGACUGCCCUUCCAGAUGGCCAACUCUCCUGCAGGAGGAAGCACCCCCAGGCAAGGGCACUCAUUGCAGCUCCUCAGUCUGAAAGAGUCAUAAAUACAUGAAGUUUGUUUGUGCUUUUCAUUACAGUGGAUUAACAGGAGGAGCUGCUGUGUCCACAUGCUCCCAAGGGGAGGAUCUGCACUAAAAUGUCUGCAUAACAGGAUGGGGCAGGGGGUGAAAAAACCCUUUUGAGAGCAAUGUCCCUGGGCUGGGUGUGGGUGACUUGGGGUCAGUGAUCUCAGAGGUCAUUCAUGGGUCUGACUACAGCUUGCUGUCUUAUCUUUAGCUCUUUGUUUUCUUCCUUCUUUGGUGUUUGCGUGACCAUACUGCUGAGCCUGGGUGCUUGUGGCUGUUGUGAAAGCUGCUGGCAGUGACCACUGGCAGCUUGCUGCCAUGCCAAAAUAAUCCAGCCACCUCCUUAUGGGUCUCCAGUGUCAGGUUGAGGAGCAAGGAACACGGUGGGAGGAGGUGAGGAUCUGUGAGACUAUGGCCUCGCUGGCCCUCAGUAAGCUGGGCAGGGAGGCAAAGCACCAUCGGCAGGGGCUGAGCGCUGCCGCCUGGCACAGCCCCAGCUUUCCUGUUGCUGGAGGACACGUAGGUGGAAGGAAGGAGGGAGGGAGGGAGGCGCAGGAGUCAAGCUUGUGCAGGUCCACCUUCAGUUAGAUGUGGGAAAGCAAGUGAGCAGCAAUUCCUACAAUGGUGCUCACUCUAUGGUGUGUUUAACAUAACCCACAGAAUGGUUGGUGUUGGAAGGGACCUCAAAAGAUCAUCUAGCCAAACCCACCUCCUAAAGCAGGUUCACCUAGAGCAGGUUGCACAGGAAUGUGUCCGGGUGGGUUUUGAAUGUCUCCACAGAAGGAGACUCCACAGCCUCUCUGGGCAGCCUGUUCUAGUGCUCUGACACCCUUAAAGUAAAGAAGUUUUUCCUCAUAUUCAGAUGGAACCUCCUGCGCUUCAGUCUGUGUCUGUUGCCCCUCAUCCUAUUGUUGGGCACCACUGAAAAGAGCCUGGUCCCAUCCUCUUGACACCCACCCUUGAGAUAUUUAUAAACCAUCCUUCUCGGACAUAACGUAAAGGAAUUAAAGAGCUGCCUUGCAACAGGAAUUGUUUUAUUUAGACCUGUCGUAUAGAAGUGGAGGGAUUCAAAUAUUCCUGUGGUGUAUUUGCAUCUGUGGGGCUACAGUGGUGGGUGUCUGGUCCACGAACUGCGCUGACUGCAAAAAUAGGCUUAGAUUGCAGGAAUGGCUAAGGUUGUUACUGAGAUGCACAAAUGAUUAAAUUACACUGAUUUUGUUUCACUUUCAAUUCCAGGCCCUCUGGGAAAAUGAAAAAAAAAAAAGGCAAUUUUGGAAGAAGACAUUUUUGAAAUAAAAAAUAAAUCAGUUUUAAUAACAGCUUAACUACACAGUUAUGCACCAAAACUACUGCAAGAGGAGCAGAUUAAAAAAUCAGUUGCUACUGUAUCUCUAUAACAUGAGUAUUUGAAAUUCGUAGACAAUCACCAAAUACUUUGCAAUCAGAAUAUCUAUUCAUGUUUUAGGAGGAUAAUAUUAUUAUUCUUCAAAUAAGAUACAGAGUGACAUAGUGGUAGUGCUUUCUUAAUAACCAUCCAUUAAGCUCAGUUUAGAAAGCAUUGGUUUUGUUAUUAAAAUUACUCCACAUAUUUGAGACAGACUUCAGCUAACAACUGCCUAACACGUGCUAGACACAUAUUGAUUUUUUUUGUCUUAGUCCAACGUUUCCCCUGGGCAUCAUAUUAUUUAUUCAUAAAGCAGAAAUGAUGUCUGACAGGCAGUUAGAAGGGUGUAGAGCUGUAGCCCUGAAACAAUGUGAAAAGCUUUGCAAGGACCCCAAGAAAUCAAUGUGCUGAUGCUAAAGAGCAGCCUUUUAAUUCUGAGCACACAUUCUUGCAAUCAUUCAGUGUGGAAAAGGGAAUUUAAAUAACAAAUAGUUACUAUGAAGACUGUAGGCCUAAAUUUUCAUUCAUCUUUAUUCCAAUUAUCCGAGCCAAGGUGGAAGGAGGAGCUGAAGGCAGCUGGCCAAGCCCAGGCACCUCUCCGCCUUAAAGCAGCCUUGCUGCUCUAGCCCUGAUUUGCACAUUUGUAUGUAGAUUUCUAUGGGAUAUUUUUAUCAAUAAAGAUUUGAAACUUGAACUUUGUUCAGAGAGCCAGAUAUUCCUAAAAUGUGCAUGAUUCAUACCAACUUACUCUAAUUGAGUGUUAGACUGAUGUCUAUACAGCAGAUUAAAAUAAUAAACAGCUCAUACUUUUAGAAUGCAAGUUGAAAUAUUUUGAUAAGCUAGUCAUUGUGAUAGACUUGUUUGAAAAAAAUAAGGCAAAAGGAGAUUUGUUCUGGUUUUGUUCGUUCAAAAUUAGAUCACAGCAUACUAUCAAGCAGUAUUUGCUGGUGGCAGAUAUAUUUUAUUUCCAAAAAUGUCUAUUGAAAAAAAAUUGAACUUGUGGGUAAUCUUAGGAAAAUUUUUAUCUGACCUUAUUCUUCUCUCAGCCAAAUAAAUAACUUUAGUUAUUAAGUAUUGUAUUUGAAAUGAGAUGGACAUCUGAAUAUCUCGUCAAAUCAGACCACUGUGGAAUUUGUUUCUUGUUAUUUAAAACACAAAUAAUGCAGUCAAAAAAAUAAUCAUGUAAUUAAAUAUUUCAUCUUAAUGUAUAGACACAAGAGAGCUGAACUGAAUUUGCUCUGGCGUUUCUUGACUUUCUAGUACUUGACUUUGAACCUGAAUGUUCUUUGAUAUAUAGGGCUGGGAAUUUCAAAAUUUGCUUUGCAUAUUUUAAGGGGGGAUGGGAAAUAUAAGAAAAUAAUUAAUUUCUACUCUAUAGACAUGAAAGCUUUCUCUUGGUUAAUAAAAAGGUCAUGUUAUUUACAGUGAAACCAAGGCACACAGUAACCUCACAAAGCUACAAAGUUCAUGCAUAUUCCUUAAAUCGUUCUGCAGAACACCUUAUAGCUGUUUUCCGCAGGGAAGUCUUUGACCUCUUCAGUCAUUAAACAUCACAAUAAAUGCAAUUUUAAAUCACUCAACUGGGACAGCAUAAUAUGCGUCCAUCCAGAAAAAGGAAGAGUGCCUGAAGCAUGCACACAUUUAUAUUUUUUCCCCAGGAAGUGGUAUGGUUUUAAAAAUAAGGGAAAAAUGUGAUACCUUGUUGGUAUCUUCUAGGAAAUCAAAUGUAUGAACUUUCACAUUUAGUGUUCUGACAUAUGAAGAUGAUGGCAUUGGCAAAGCACUGCAGUGUUUCCAUCUGCCUUUCAUGGAUUUGAAAAUCCAAUUUCACUUGACUUGAUCUGAAGAAAGGGUAGCAAAAAUGACAUUUUUCUGGGCUACUGUACAUGUUGCAAUGGGCACAUUUUUUACAGUUGCUAUCUGAUGAGAAUAUGAAGUCAUGAAAAUACUUCUUUUCUAAAAAAUGCAUGCAUUUUGAUUUGCUCUUGCCAAUUCUUUUGAAUGCUGCUGUUAACUCUCAAGAGUUCCGAUGUAUUUACAAGUAGGUUUUAAAUAACAAAUAUACUGCAUAGAGUUAAGUGUGUCUGAAUGUUUAGUGGGUUUAAAUGUCACUUUUCCAAACUGUUAAACAACAGCUGUAAUAAUAAUUCUUUUAAUCUAUUUAGAAAGCUGGUAGCCAGUCAGUUAAUGGAGUUUGUUCAUCCAAAGCUCAACUGCAUCUCUCUGCCUCUCUGAACUCUAUUUUCUUAAUUUAGUUCUGUCAUUACUGUUGUCAGGAACAUAACUCUCUUGCUUUUGACAGCAGAAUACCUACCCCUAGAUAAAGCACUAAAACAUGAAUACAGGCAUUUUCUGCUUCACCAACCUGGAGUGCUCUUCAGGACACUCAGACAGAGGAUGACACCCAAGGUCUCCCACUUGUCAGGGGAGAGAAGCAGCUACUUUUAGGACAUGGUUCAUUUAACAUAAUUUGGAGGCUUAUUUUAUUGUAUGGUAAGUUGCAUCUUAUAAGAGCCUUACAGGAUGCUGUAGUCUGAAGGGAUUGUAGGUACCCGGUUGUGGGGUGGAAUUCAGCUUCAGGCUGAUACAAGCAUGUUGAGUUACUUCUGAGCAUCUAGGUCCACAUGUGAGCAAAGCAUCUCCCUUCACGUCAGUGGAGAUGUCCUUUGGGUGUCAAUUCUUAAUAGCUUUUAAAAGAUGUAGUGAAGAGCAAUAAGCAAAAAAAAUGAAAGGUAAGCAUAUUUUUAAAAGGCAUUUCAUUGUUAAGGUUUAUCUGAAGACAGUACUGCAAAAAGAUUUUCCUUAAUUUUGUGAUGUUGUGUUCCUAAAAUUGCUUUCUUCUCAUGCUUUGUUGGAGCUUUUGAUGAAAAGUGGUUGAUUUGGAAACUACCGUUAAAAAGGUCGUGUAUGGGAAGAAAACAUCUGCCUUUUUCUAUUUGUACCUUUUUUCCCCCUAAACAAUAGUUUACCUAAGGUCAACAUGUCUUGAGUGAACACCUUGCCCCAUCAAACAAACAUAUUUUCAGAGGCUUAGUAAGAGGCUGGCAGAUAUUAGUCCAUGUCAUGGAUCAGUUGAAUAAAAGGCUGCACUGCUGUCAAGACUGUCAUCUACUGAAAGGCAAAUGUGUUUUAAGACCAAGGUUCAUUACUGAGCUCAAAUGGAACCCAGAUGCCUUUGCUCUCUUAACUUUGUAAAAUGGCUGAGCAAAGGAGAUAACAGAAAAAAACAUUAUCUGAAAUAUUUCUAACAAAAUUAAAUAGCUAGUACAUAUGUGAAUCAAUUUAUAAAAGACCAAAUUAGUCGUUGAACACAGAAGUUUCCGGCUGUUGUGUACAGAUAUUUUAGGAGUCAUUAGGAGAUAGUAGUUCAUGAAAACAACCAACUUAGCUAACAAUGUCCUGGGAUAAAAAAAAAUCAACUGUGAAGGAUAUUGAAUAAGUCAUUCUUCUUCCUCCAGAGAUGUCUGUGGGCCAAGAGGUGUUUAGGGGCCAGUCCUAGGGAUGCCUGUGGUCGUGAAGCAAUGCCACCCCUCAGUGCUCUGUCAGGCACGGUCCACAUAUAGCUUGUCUAGCUUUUACCUUGUUCAAACCUGCUGUAAAAAUAAACCUGUUUUCUUGUGAGCAUUUCUGUAAUAUUCAUCUAUCUCUCAUAAUAAUGGUAGUGAGAAGCAGCCUGAUUUACAUCCAAAGCUCUUCCAGCCCAUCCGUUCACACAUCCCUCCAGUUCAUCUGCGUAUCUGCUUCAUUGCUGACCUGCCAUGUAUCCAAAACAGCAUCUGUGGGCUUUAUUCACUGCUACUGCCGAGGUUAAGGAUAAGCUGUGGGCAGACAUCAACAUACUUAACCUCAUUUUCUCCUUUUAAAUCCCUUCUUAAAAUCUCCUCUGCCAUAAUCCCUGAAAAAAAAAAUAAAAUAAGUAGGUUAGUGAUGUGUUACAGCCACUGCCUCCUGUGUUGACUGAUGCUGUUUCUUUGUUUCCUCCUCCUUCCUUGUCAACCAUCCCUAUCUGCUUACUGACCUUUAUUUUAUGUUUAAUUGUGACUCUCAGAGGCAAGAACCAUCAUUUUUGUUCUCUUAGAGCACAGCCUCCAGUGUGCCUGUAUCCUGACCUGGGGUUCCUAGGUGCUACCAUGGUGCAAGAAAGAGAAAAUAGCUGUGAUGGCUCAAUGCUCCGCAGCUUUCAUAGGCUUCUUCACAGCAUCAUGUGAGGAAAAUGAAUUAUUGUAUGGCAGUGGUGAAAAAUGAAGGCAUAUGUCUUUAAUAAGGAAUGUUCUUAAAAUAUUACUAUGAAUUUUGAAUAUCUGAGCUGAAAUACAGAGUGUCUUUUUUCUUAAGAGCCUGGGCAGGUGUGGGUGGCUUUGCACUUGCACCACAAAAGGUUCCUCCACACCAGCCACGUGUGUGGAGGAUUUUUACACCAGUACUAUUGAAAUAUAAAUAUUAUAAUAGAUAUAAAUAUUAAAGAUUUUUUUGUUGUUUUAUUGCUGUUACUACUCAGUUAGUUUUCUUACAAUUUAAGUUAAACUUAAGUGUCUUUUAUUGCUUCAAUAAGAGUUAUGCAAAUUGGAGUAGGACAUUUAGUGAACAAAUGUUUAUUGAGGGACAGUAGUCUUCCUGUAGGUUGCGUAUGUCAUGAAAGUACUCCAGUGUGCUGUUAAAAGCAUUUGCUCCUUUUUAUUGAAAAGUAGGACCUACACACAAUACAUGCCAGUAUAAGGUGGGAUAAAGUUUAGCUACCAUUUGGGAUAGGAAUAUUGUAAUUGACAUGGAAUCUAUUUUUUUUAUAUCUCUGUUGGCAAAUCUCAGUGUUGGACUUUUAUUAUACACAUUUUGAUGGUGUUCCCUUCCUGAAAUCAUGCUAAAUCUCAAUGUAUGGCUUUUUUUAGUGUAUAGGAACAUCAUGAUUUUAAAUGUCACUGUCUGUGACACAUUUGAGACAAGUAGUAUGUACCAAGGUGAAACUAAACUGCCUUUUCAGUGGUGUAAAUCCUCUUUGUGAUAUCUUUAGAUGGGCUGUUGCUCUGUUUCAGUAAAGUAGGUUGAAGGUCCAGAUACCCUGUGUCUUUGGUGUGGAUAAUGUCUCCAUUUUCACGUGAUAGACAAGAGGAAUGUAUCCAUCACAAGUUGACUCAGUUGAUGAUGGUGACUUGGGGUUGCUGGCGUAUGCUGUGAGAAAAAUUAGUGAAUAGGAGAAGCACAUAAACAUCAUUUGCAUGUCUUCUGUAUUUGCGGGAUGUUUGUCAGUAUGUGCGUGUGUAAUGCAUUUCUAGUUGUUGCUUGAACAAACAUAGUUGAGGCAACGCUACAACACUUUUUACUGGUGGGAAAGGGGUUAUAGAGUGAAAAUUUAAAAUACCCAAAGCUCAGUCUCUAAAAAUAUAUGAUAUAAUACAUUUCUUGCUUAUUGAGGAUUUUAUACAAUGGAUCUGAAAAUAGAGAUAAAACAAAACCACAAAAUCAGAAGUAUUUAGGUCAAGCUUGUCCAAACUGAAUUAAAAUGUAUUUGGAAGGGAGAUCUAUAAGAUGCAACUAAGUUAGUUUGUUUUUGUUCCUUCAGAGAGUCUGACCUGGAAAUCCAUGUUCAGGGCAGAAGAGGAGUUCAGUACCUGUGGGACUCCAGCUGCAGGGUUCUCCUCCCUGCGGACACUGUCAGCAAAGCUGCCCAUGACAAUGGCACUUGCUGUAGUGUGGGCGCUGGGCUUCUCCCAGUCCUGCUCAGAUCAUCCCUUCAGGUCAAGCAACCAUCCCACUGUAGCAACUUGGCUCAGUAGUGUCUUGACCAGCAAUUAUGUUCAGUACUGGGACUAAACUCUACUAAAUUCUCUUCCAAGUAUUUUAUACAUGGCAUAACUUAACAGCUACUUGGAAAUUUAGAUUGACUAUUGUUAAUUAGUGAAAUAUCUACAUAUUAAUUCUCUAGUUUUUCUCAAUAAAAUAUUUAGAACUCUCUGCCUUGACACCACCAAGAAUGGAUUUGGGCUUCAGCUUUCAGCCUUACCUCUGGAUGUUCUUAUGGUCGCAUAUUAAUAGACUAUACCUUGUCUGAAGCUGUCAAGGUGUUUUGUGGCCAUCCACUGAACAAAGAGAGCGGCAAACUUCUCAUUGUAUAUAAACUUUAUUCAGAGCCACCAAUGGCCUUUUUUUUUUUCAGAGCUAGUGAAGCUGUAGUCUGAAACUCACUUCGAGGUAACUGAAAAAUAAAAUGAGAAGAAUCAGUCCUAUCAAUAUACUAUAUGCUGUUUCUAUUUAGAGGCCUUUUCAGCAUGUCUUUGCAAAUGAUUGCUGUAAAGCUUUUAAUGUUCUUGCAUUGCAAGUAGGUGAGCAACAUUUUCAGUGCUUAUUCAUAGCAUAUAGUCUUGGCAUAUAUUCCUGCAGUCCACAUCAGGCAGAAAUCCCCCUUGAAUUAAAUAGGCUUUUUGCCUGACACAGUCUCUCAUUCUAUCUAAAUUAUCAGUAACAGAUUUAACUUUAAAUAAUUUUUUGCUCUGGGCACAUUCCCUCAUAAUUGCCCUCCACUAGUAAAUACUUCACUGUAUCAGUGAAAUACAGGAGCUUUUAAUUCUUUAAACUCAGCAACCAUCUUUUAUUUCAGGAAAGAGAAGUUUGUUGGAAGAGAAGUUUGCUUUGGUUUUAUGGUAAUAGAGAUCACUCUUAAAAACAAAACCUGAGUGUAGAAGUAGGAAAUUGCCUUAUGAAAUUACUGCCUUAUAAUAUGUGAAAUAUGAAGUUUUUCCUCACUGAACACCUCCUGCAUUAGAGAUUGGGCAGCCAGGUCUAGGAGGGUUGGUUCUUUUUUUUAAUGCUUUCAUUUUCCAGGUAUGCAUUAAUAUUGAGAAGAGGCUGAUUCAUGCUAGACUACAUUUUUGGUAUGGAUUUAAUUCCACCAGGAAUCGGGGGAGUGCAUGGCAGCUGGCACAACAGCGUUUUUAAUCAAAUAAUAGGUUCCAUCUGGUGGGGAGUCAACUGAGUUCUAAAGCAAACGUGACUUAAUGUAGGUCUUCCUUAUUUCUUCAAUAAAACAUGUUACCUUUGCAUAUUAAGCAAAUAUAAAUGGAGGAAGGGAAGGGAAGGAAACCAAAUUCGUACAUUUUCUAGAAAUAAAACUAAUCAUUAUAACCUCAUAAGGUGAAUUAAACAAGGGAGAAUAGGGAGUUUUGUGUUCUGCAUGAUAACUUAUCUUGCACUCUUCUCACAUAUCAUGAAAGGAUUUCUGUUUUGCAGGUGUGCUUGUGUUUACAAGAUUUCAUUUUCUAUACUCUGUCCUUGAAUAUUGCAUUGGGUGCUCUUUAACUACCUACUACUGUCACCAGAAGUCACUGACACUUUUUUCAGACAGUCGCUUUUCAGUUAUGUCUUUUUCUCUGCUCUUGCUAGAAGUUUAGAGAUUUUGAUAGGAUUCAGAUAACGAGGAUCCUAUUGAUAUGUAUAGCUGAAACAAUGUGAUUGUGCUGCAAAGCCAAAUGUAAGGGUACUGGAAAGGUCACUGCGUAUUGAAAAAUGUCAACAGGUGCUGCAUUUUCAAUUAUUUUUCUUGUUAGUUUCUGUCCCAUGAUCUAAGCUCAGCAUUUAGCCAGGACAAGCAACUCAUUCAUCACUUGAUGCUUACCGAGGCUUAGUUCAUGCUGUUGAAAGAAAUGGUAAAUGCUACAAAACAAACAGAACAUUGGCUAAGGCUUUUUCUUCUCCUAGCUUUCUUCCCAUCUGGAAGCUGGAAGUUGUAUGCUGGCUAGUUGCUUUUCUGUAAUUUUGCUGUUGGAUGUUCCUGGCAGAACCAAGGUGAAGUCCAGCAUCCCCUACGAGAAUCAGCAGGGUCUUGGUGGGAGCAGAUAUCCUGCUGUCCUGUCUGCAGCCAAGAGGAAUGAACCUUUGAGGAGCUGAUAACUCCCAUUCCAUUAGCUGGAGCUGCAGAGAUUUGAUUUUUCAUACAGUCCAGCCUGAAAAUAAAUGAAGUAGGAAAAAAGCAUGUCUGAUGUGAGGAGACCCUUUCUGAGCUGAGCGAUCCCCAUUCCCGCCCAGUCCCCCUGAGGUCACUUGUUUCAGUCGGGAACGGCUGCAUGGUAGCAAGAUGAAAGCCAUUGGGAGCAGUCAGACCUCUUCAUGACAUCUGCUCAAAGUGUGCCUACAAGGUAAGUUUUCCCCUAAAAAAAAUCAUUUAUUUUUUCUUUAUAUGUGUGUUCAGAACUUCAUCCUCAGUAGAAGUCCUAUGGAAGAAUACUAUAGAGCAUUUUUCUGUAGAUGGCUGCAAUUAACAUCAGUCUAUUAAUCCAGACUAGCAAGAGAGUAUUGAUUGCAGUGAUUUUGCACUACCUUCUGACAAAAGGGAAAAGUGAUGAGAGAAAAACAAAGCCAAAUUGAUCUCAUAAUUUCAGAAGCUGUCUUGAAAAUAAAAAUAAAUAUUCACAUAGCUUCAAUUUAUUGCCUGUAUUAUUUCCAUGAUGUUUCUUUAGUUAUUGUCCGCUUCUGACAGCAUUACAGUAUAUAUUAGAGACCUUUUGUGUUAGAUUUGGUUUUGCUAGGUCAGUCGCCUUUUUCCUCAUGUAACUUAUUGAUGCCAUAAGUAAGUUUAAAAUGGUUUUGAAUGUCGAAAAUGCACAGAAAAAGAAAAAGGUAGUCUGAGAUAUGGAAAAUACUAAUAGGACUUUGAAAGAGAUGCUUAGGUAAGCUUUUAUAUUGAAUGUUAUUAAGAGUUUAUAUUAAGCUUCUGUUAUGCAUUGGUAGUUCAGGAGUGGCACUGGAAGCGUGAUUGUUUGUGUCAAAUUUAUUUUGGUGCCAAAUGCUAGAUUUGAAACUUUUUUUUUUUUUUUUUUUUUUAUACAGAAGCAAAACUGCGUCUUUUGGAAGCAUUAAUCAAGCAAUAUGGAGAAAAAUUCAUCCCAAAGCAGUGAAGUGUAUUUUGGCCAGGCACUUUGCUGUAGCACCAAGAUCCCAGCCUCAGAUCUCACAUGUGACACGUCCUGAACUAAUGCUGUCAAAUACAGUCAGCAGCUUUUGGUCAGAGACACGUAGCUCCUGCUUUCUCCUGCUCUGUCUAUUCAUCUUGGAAUUUUAACCCACGUCUGAGAAAUAUUUCAAACAUCAGCUUUCUUAGGAAGUGACUUAUUGGUGCAAAACGUUUUAGUCACCUUCUAAAUUUGAUACAUUUAGAGCCAGCUUUGGUAAUUUAAACUAACCUGGGUGAACAGUGGAUGUGUUCUCAUUUUCAGAAGGACCCUAUCAGUUAACAGGCUUUAUGUUCUCUAAGGUGUCUGUGCUGAUGCACAUCAAAGAGUUGAGGUUGUGAUGCCCAAGUUAAAGAUUUGGGUUUGUCUACAGCCUUAUUGACUGGAAUGGCAGUACACUGGUUUUUAUUUGGAUGCAUUGAGUUUCAUGUACCACCUAUAGAGAUUUAACCAACAAUCUGUUGGUUUUAAUGAAGUUGUGUCAGAUUUGCAGGAUUCAUUUCAAUGAAAACUGAUAAAUGAAAGGUAACAUAUGACAUAUUGGUCAUUUAGUUUAAGAAAACAGCUAUUUCAGAACUAAUUAGUCUAUUUAUGAAAUAAUCUAGUAAAUAUUUAAUGAUUUGUUUGAUUCUUAUAAACAAAUACUUGUGCUUGUAGAUGCUAAUUACAUGAACAGAGCCCUUCACUUUGCAUGGGCAGAGUUAUAUUUGUGUUGAAGUGUUUGUUGUAUUCGUGCCAAAAAACAACCAGAAAACCUCAUUAAGAUCUGAUCCUUCAGAUGUGCAUGUGCUUAACUUGACUGCUCAAGCAAUGUUGCUUUGGCACUGCUGAUUUCAAUACUUUGAUCAUGAAAUAACUCAUGUAAGGCGGGGGAAGGAUUAAUACAGUGGUAGCGUUGAUCUGUAUAAACAGUCAUUGCAUUGAUGAGUACAAGUUGCACCCUUCCCUGGAGGCAGAAAACUAUGUUUCUGCUGAGUUGAUGAGUAAAAUGAAGUAGCUCACCGAAGGUACUUAUUAUCUUGUGAUCCAUUUUGCUCUUGCUAUCUUAACACCAACUCAGAUUUCAGAGUGAUUGUUUCUGCAUUUUCCUGCCCACGAUUUCUCUGGGUGCUGCUCUCCAGUGUUCAGGCUCUUCCUCUUGUUCCCCAAAUGUUGUUAACUGCAACACCUUCGGCUCAGUUCCCUGAGCUAAGCUAGGGAUAGCACAAAGACACUUAUGAAGGUAAACAAGAAUAUUACUUGAGUGUCUCUACAAAUAACAGAAGAUAAUUUGUUUGCCCAGUGGAAGAGGAUUGUGUACUAUCUAGCAAGGAAGGAAAAGUAUUUUUCCUCCAGGCUUUACUAACUAGAGAAAAAUGACUGCAUCCUAAAGCUGAGUGGAGCCCCUGAACCUCGCAUGUUAGAUACCAGCAAAUCCUCAACUGAGGUUUUAAGAAUAGAAAACAAGAACCCUGGGAUCUAGCAGGGGGUGGACUAAGGCAAAAUUAAGAGAGAAGUAUAGGAAUAAAAAUGAAAAGCCAUGAAAAGCCAUAUAAAAUUCAUGAAGGGGGUAGGGGAAGGAGAUCACCAAGAUGAUGACAAGGGUGGAUUUCUGUGAUUGUUGCUCCUGAAGGAUGCCUGGCAAACAUUCCCACCUGACAGCAUCUCAUUUGCAUUUCUGCCAGUCCAAGAUCUCAUUCAUAAUUAUAACAAGGCAUUUGAAUUUCUUCUGCACUACUCCUGUGUGGAGUUCUUCCUGCAUUGGUGUGCAUGCUUAUUUUCUCAAAGGAGAAAAAAAUUUGCAGAAUGCCCAAAUAUUCUAAAAAGAAAAGCCAGAUGUUUAUUUAAGCUGGUUCUCAAUAUGCAGAAAGUUGCCUCCAAAAGAAAAUGGUAAUGUUUGGCUUUAGGCUUUCCGGGGAACACAAAUAAACUGUUGUUUAUUUUUAGUCUUUGAAGAUUUUUUAGGUGUUUUUAUUCCUUCCUUGUUCUUUUAAGCCUUUUUGUCCUACUUAUCUAGCAUCUCACAUAACUUUGAUAUUUAUCUUUGCAAUAGGGUAAUUUACAUGAAGAUAUGCAGGGUUUUGAAAAUGUUUUCUUUACCAGUAGACAGAAUAAGAAGUUAAAAAUCAUCCGUUUUCCAUUCGAUAUCUGUUUUGCAGUGCAUGUUGGAAGAGGCAUAUGCUGCCACGUGUGUGAUGAGGCUAAUUCUGUCUUUGCCUUAAUGGAGUUGUUCACACUGAGCUUCCAUUCUGAUGAAUUAAAUGAGAAAUUAUGAGUUUUGGUUCACAGUGGGCUCUUAGGAGAUGGCUUUGUUAUAGCACUGACUUCGUGCUCAGAGCUCUGUGAAACUCCCCCAGCCUGCUGCUGCCGCGGGGCUCUGUUUCUUGAGGGUCAUCCGAUGGAAGCUGUGGGUGAUUGAAGGCUUCAGGAGGCUCCAGCAACGUCUUCGCCUACAGCCUUGCUGUGAAAUUAAAAUCGAGUCUUGGUAAAGCAACAAAAACUCACACAGGUCAGACUCUACCAGUCUACCCAAAGUUUUGGUUUCUGAGGCUCCUGGUGGUCAUCCCAGAACCUUUGUGCAUCAGAGACUCAUGGAAACAGAGUAGCUACAAAGGUGGAUUUUUGAGUGGGUAAUUUCAUCCUCGACUCCACAGCAUUUACAAAUUGCCUAAGUCAGGGAUAUUGCUGAGGGUGGGCUGUGGCCAGCCACAUGGUCAUUUUGGCUACCUGCAUCUGUGCCUUGGUGAAUGGCAUUGAAGGAUUUCUUUUUAAUGGGCAUGUUAAACAUGGGACAAAUUUAAUUUUAGUAUUGUCAUUUAAAGUAAUUUCUGAUACAAAUUAUUUGCUGGCAAAUGAGAUGUUAGGUCUACCAUAAUUUGGGGCUCAUCCAAGUUUCUGUUCCUCUAAAUGCGACUGAUCCAAGUGCACAGUGCUCUUCAGUAUUUUAAUGUAGACAGGUCAUUCUGACCACGAUGAGUGCAAUAGCUAAACCCCUACACAUUAGGAACAAAAUGUGUCUGCCAUCACCUCCUUUAAAAACACUGAAACCCCAGUGUGGUUGGCUGUUACUUUCAUCCACUGCAAGGAGAAACUGUUUUAAACAAACCCAUAUUGCAGAGUUCCCCAUGGGCGUUUUUAGUGCAGAAUAUAGUCUUACUAUUGAAUAUCUGAAAAUAUCACCAAAAAUUGAUUUAAAGGAAUAAUGAAAAAUUGAUAAAAACUCUAACUUGGUAUCAUAGAAUAGAAACUAAAGCUUAGAAUAAAACCCUUAUAAUGAGGCAUAUAAUAUUUUAUACAUCAAUCACAGUGUAAAAUAUUCUGACAAAAUUUCCCAAUUCAGGUAGUUUGCUGUAUGCUGGUACAUUCACAAACAUUCUCAUCCUAGCUUUACUAAGGUGAGGACAGUAAAAUUCUUUUAGAACCUGAAUGUGUUGUGCAUGUGUAGUAGAAACAUCUAUCAUGAGGUUACAUUGCAUUUAGACUCAUGAUGACCUGUCUUUCUUUUUACUUUGACUUGUAGUUAUUGAAGUCCCCAAAGACAACACAGGCAGAAUGCCUAGAAGUGCUCUUAAAUGCUUGACAACAAGGCUCUGACAGUGUUCUGCACACACUUUAAGCGUACUACCAAUUGAAGGAUAAUACUGUACGCAGUAUAUAGGGCUUAUGGAAGAAGUAGAUGGGGAUUUUGCAGCGUAUGAUGGAUAGUCUUUGAUAUAACUGUUUCAAAAAUCAGAUUAGAGUGUAUAUAACUUGAAACUUUCUUUUAGUUGUGCUGUAAAUUUUAUGGCAAGGUUUUGUUCAAAUGAGCUCUUGUGGUCUGCAAGGAAGAAAGUCAGCAUGCACCUUAUCAUUUUUCUAUAUCCUUGGUAGGGAUGCAAUUAAAUUCAGUCUAGAAAGGUCACAGUGUGGGGUAUACAUUAACCUCACACUAACCCUGUAUAUGAUACUGCCACUGAGAAUGAGUUAAUAAAGAUACCAGUUGGAGCUAUAUGUUUGUUCUCUUUUUUCGAAUGUAUCUGCAUACACACACACACACACUUCUAGUUAACUGUUUGUGUGUAAUACCAGUAGUUAUCUAGAAUAUUUGCAGUGCUGCUAAUUAGGUUGUGGGCUAGUGUACAAUGGAAUAUACAGCAGAGUUCCACAGCUGGUGGCCAAAACCACUUCAGCUCAUUUGUUGAAGUUAAUAUUAAUACAGGAAUAUGUCAAUGAGGCAAGGCUUUGUUUCAUUUCUAAACUCUGCAGCUGCAAAAACUGAGUUUAAUUCCAAAGUGCGGUGGAGUUUUUGAUUGCCAUUUGCAUUAUACACAUUCGUUCCAGAUGAGAGAAAUUAAAUUUCUCAUUGAGAAUUGGACAAGUACUUUGGUGAUGAAGAGAAUCUUGACCUUUUUAACCUUUUAAAUUAAGUUAUGGGGAGGUAUUUGAUUUUGAGUUUGAUUCGGGAGGCCUCUUGAAAGAGGAACCACAUGUUCCCUGUAUUAGCUAUUUAAAAAAAAACCACACGACAUGCAACACAAUAACAGUCCAGUGUGACAUUAAGAAGAGCGAUACAGUUUCAGGGACAAGUUAGAGAAACAAUAUCCAGCACUUCUUUUCCAGAGACUGGCAGUGAGAGGGCAUCAAAUUUUACUUAUAAACAAUUUCUGCUGCUCUCUGGAAAGACAUCUGUUGUUAUAUGAGAUUGCAGAGUUUCCAAUUAAUAUAUUGAACAAUGAGGCAUAGGAAUGAGAAAUACAAAAUUUAUACUUCAAAUUAUGACAUAGAGUCAGGGAAAGUGGAUUUGGGCAAAUAACAGCAUGUUAGGCCAAUCUCUAGAGUAUGUAAUAUUUUAGAGCAAAUUUUGAACAAGAUAAUAAAGUCAGGGAACCAAAUGGGAAAUGGGAUAAAAAAUAAAAAAAAUUUAAUAAAUAUUUGUGCCAAAGGUAGCUCUUUCACCUUCUUAAUUUCUGCUGUUGAAGAAAGGCAAUAGAUGUAAACUAUCUCAAUUUUGAUAAAGAAUUUGAAUAUGGUACCUGCAUGGUAAUUUGUCUGUAUGGUAAGAAAAGAAGGAGAUUUGUGGAAGAAAUGUCAAAUAGGUAGAGAAGUGAAUAAAGAGGAGAUUGCAACAUUAGUCUUGAAACAGGAGUGUUGAGCGAAAGGGAAGCUGCAAAUUAAGUUCUUCAAAGGAGGUGAAAUGUUUAAUAUCUUGUUAUCAUUGUCACAAAUAAGCAGUAGUACGCGUAUUAAUUUACAGAUGACUCGAAGGUUAGAGCCACUAACAUUUCAGGAGAGGAUCAUAACAUCAUACAAGAAGGAUUAGGUUUUCUUCCAAGUUGGAGGAAUAGAUACGGCAUGAAAUGCAAUUGUGCAAAGUGCAAGGUCAUGCUUUAAGGGAAUAAUCAUCUUAAUUUAGUCUGUUAGCUGGCAACUCAUCAGCUAAAAAACAGGAAAAAAUACUUACAGCUGUGUUAGGUCAUCUAGGACCAGGAUCCUACAUCUAUGACCUGUUGUAAAGCAACAGGACUAUCCAAUCUAGCAUUAAGCUACCAGUAUGAUGCUGCUGUAAAUAAGAGAAAUGCAUGCCAAGAGGAUAGUGGGUGAGGUAUUUCUAGCAGGGAAACUAUUAACAACAUAUUUUGAAUUGUUGAAGAAGCACAGUGAGAACAGUGUGUACCAUUCACGUUACACAAAGAUGAAUUUAACCUGGAGCAGGCUGACAGAACAGUCGGGGGACACAAUAAAUUAUGUGUUGUACCAGAAGGCCCUGUAAAAACCUCGGCUUGUUCAGAGAAUAAAGCAGAGACUGAGAUACUCCUUUCUUCAGGAGGAGAGUAAACAGCAGGGAGUGAAAAGAGCUAAAUUUUAGGUUAAAUGACAGAGUGGGCCAUUGGGGAAGUAAACGGGCCGUAGGUGGAGUGAGGCCAGGCAAUAGAAGACAGUCCCCAGUUAUCUCAGUUACCUCUGAUGUUCGUGAACAGAUUAUUCCUGGUAUCUGUAUCCUGUUCCCAGAUUAUUCCAGCAGAGGUAAAAAUAAGAAGCAGCUCUAGGAUGGAGUUUCUUCAGUUGAUGUAAGGGACUCAGUGGUUUUCUUGCAGUCCUGCGCUCAUGUAUUUAUUUAAGGUGUUUCUCUUGAGGAAUGGGAUGUACACGUGCCUCGCUGUGUGAGUGUUUUAAUUAAAUGGCUACCUGCUUCCGUGUGUUUGAAGCAUUCCCUGGUGGUGUGUAUAUGUGUCUGUGUGCUGCAGGCAGCGUAACAGGAGGUGUGUUCUUGUGCAUGCAGCUGCAACGCAGCAGAAAAAGGGAACACUUAAGAGACAGCAAACUCUGCGUGUCCUCAAGGGACGGUCAUCAGCUGCAUCCACUUAUCCAAGGUCCUUCACUAUUGUGGGAAUGUGCUUAGUUUCAGCUCCUUUUUUAAUAAUCAGUGAUCACUGCUCAUGAGUACAACUGAAGUAUUGACCUGCCUGCAGAGAAAUAGAAAAUCUCCCUUCCUACAGCACAUAGGUUUCCCUUCUUGUGCUUGUGAAGGAAACUUGAGCUAUUUCUCAGAAUCACAGGAGGGCUGAGGUGGGAAAGGAUCUCUGGAGCUCAUCUGGUCCAAUUCGUUAUUCAGGCAGAGCCACCUAGAGCUGGUUGCCAAGGACCAUGUCCAGGCAACUUCUGAAUAUCUCCAAGGAUAGAGACUACUGUGGAAGUUUCUCUGUGGAGGUAGGUUGAAAUCAUGUAGACAGGCAUUAGAUGUGAAGAUUCCAGGCAGUUACAGGAAGGUUUGGGCUUGCAGUGAGGUUUAGGUAGCCAAGACACAGGAGAUGAGGGAGACAAGUACUGGCUCCACUGCGCCGCCUUCCAGCCCGAGUCAGACAGAUAAGUGCCCUGAGAUACUGUGGUUGUGCCAUCCAUGCUCUGAGCAAAGCAUGGCUUCUCUGCUGUGUAGCUACUGCCAUUGGGAGAGGACCUUGGAUGUGUGAAAGAGGCAGCUGAGGCAUGAGAGGAAGGUGCAGCGGGUGGUUUGCUGGGCACUGGGGUCAGCCCCAGCCGUACGGGCAGGUCUGCGCCAGGACCAGGCUUUUGAUGCUCAGGUUGGAGCAGGUGCCACCUCUUCUCUCUGCUCCUGUUUCCCCCUUGCCUGCAGUCCCCUGAGGUUAAUAGGGCUCUGUGGAUUUUAGGAGAAAGUUUGUGUCACCGUUUCUGUUCUCUCUAGUCUUGAAAAAGCAGAAUCGAAGAUUUCACAGGAAAACCAGCCAUUUGUUUCGUGCAUUCAUAUGCUAAUGCUCGUGUUUCCUUAACUGCCAACAAAGGAAGGAGCGGAGAUGACAGUUUAUUCUGCUUUGAGUGCAGGAAGCUUGCUUUUUGCCUUAGUCAUAACAAUGGUUAUUGGUAGUGAGGUUGUAUCCUGAAGCAUCUGCUUAAUUUUUUUUUCUUCAGAUUGUUCUCACCCACUUUCCGUGUUUACAUUGUUUACCCUUGACAUGAAUGACUGCUUCUUCCAAAUAUAUUAAACACAUUAAUCAAGUUUCCAUGGCUGAAGUAGGUUCAAUAUGCAUUUUUAGGAAAUUCUUGGACACAUUUCACUGCUGUCAUUCCAAGAAUUUUACUUGCUGAUUUACUCUGCUUUGAGAGUAAGAUGAUGUCUUUUGUGUCAGACGCGCAGCAUGGCAAGCCAGCCGACGUGAGAAUCAAGAGUGACUCGAUGAUACAAGCAAGAAUGUGUGAUUUUCUUUCCUCCAUCUAGUUCUGUUUAAUACCAACAGAAGUGGCACAUCUCCCACCUUCGUAUGAGUACAACUUCUGCAUUUCUGCAGUGAAUCCAGAAAAGUUUGAUCAGGGCUUUCCCCAAAGGGGACAGAGGAAGCUGUGGCACUGUCCACCAAACCCACUACUUCCCUGAGAGAAAGCUGCUUCACAGUCCAAAUAAGCAAAACUGCAUAAUUUUAUGUUUCAUGGUUUAAGGACCUGUGAACAUGCUUAGGAAAUACCCACUUCAGUGUACAAUUUUCUGGUUGAUUAUGCCUUAAAAUUGUGGAGCAGUUGUAUUAAUUUUUAUACAGCAGUGUGGUGAGGAUUCAAGAAUACUACUUAAGCGGUAUUGAUCUUCAACUUGAACACUGAGGUUCAUGGGUUUUUUCACUUAAUAUCUCUUGAAUUUAGUACUGGUGAUAAUCACUGCUUAUCAUUGCUGCUUCUUGAGGAAGGCAGAAAGAAGUACAAACUAGCUUGUGCAAACAUGAGAGAUGAAGUGAUGAUGGUCCUCAUAAAAUCAUUACAUAAAACGAAGAAAACUGGCACAGAAGUUCACAUCCUAAUUGUUGCUGCAGUUAUAAUGCAGCGUGGGAACUAUUCUGUUACAGGGAAUAAGGGAAUACUUGCUCUUUCUGUCAGAGGCCUUAUUAUCUUUCUUCUAUUACUAGCAGCAUCACAAUUCUGCCAAAGGAAAAUAUGUGUCCAGACAUUACGUGGUCUUGUGCUUUUCACAGUUCGUUUUUUCUGUCUGUCGGUGAGUGCAAGUUCCUUCACCACGAUUUGGAGCUUCCUAAUGGUGUCAACAAAGAAAUGUCCAUUCCCACACUGUUAAAAUAUAAAUUUGUGGUUCUUCUUACCCUUGGGAUGGGAGAGGAUCUAAAAAGAUUAUAUUACAGAAGAUUGAUUUGUUCUCUUCAUGUAAAAUGGAAGUCUGUUUCUAAUGUGGUUGGAGAUAAGAAUUUGUAGUGACCAUCUGUGUGAAAAUUUUAUCCAUAGUAAUUUAUUAAAAAAAAAAAAAAAGCUGGCUCAAAAUCUCAGCUGCAUUUUUGGUUUGUUUUGCUUUUUUGUUCUCCCUGAAUACAAUUUCCUAGUCUGGCAUCUCAGGGAAGAGCAUCUGUUUCAAGUUUUUCCAUCAUGCUGCCUUGUACAGCCAGCAAGAAGUCUCCAGUUGUUGUGGGCAAGCUCUGUAGUACAGACAUUGUGUAGUUUCAUCUGUCUUCAUUAGAGAUAUAACCACACUUUAUUCCUUAAUAUGAAUGUCUUUGUUCAUCUCCCACCCACCCCCCCAAAAAAAAAAAAAAAUACAUUGUUAUUUUUCUUUCAUUAUUCACAAUUUUGACAGAAUUUUUCUACUAAAAAUGAUCAUGGUUCAUAUUCCAGACUAUUAAAAAGAAAAUUACAGCAGAGUCAGACAGAGGGCUAAUAAUAUUUAGAGUGUCCAGUCUGCAGUUAAAUUUUUCAUUAUUUUUGACAACUUGUUUAGAAAUUCUGUGUUUGUAAGUUCCAGCCUGGAUUUCCAGAGGGUCUCAAUGAAUAUUUUUAUUAGGUUUUGCAAAGAAUUUGUACGUAGGCUGAGCUGUUUUCCCACAGGAACUUUUUUUCCACUGGACAUUCAAAUAAUUAUAUUUUAUUCACACAAAUGCUUACACAAAUAUUUAACGUUCACAUUACAUUAAAUAAUGUACUUAUAUUAAUGUAAUAUAUUGACAUUAAUCUCAAUAGAAAUGUAAAAUGUUAAUUGCAUGUUAAGAUGCUACCCAGUAUCAGAAGGGAGCAGUGUUCCCAAAACUCUUUGACCUGGUUCCCUGUAAGAAACCAGUUAAAAGCCAAAUAAGGAGAUGAAAAUAUCUUUCACAGCUGUGACAGCACAACAUAUGUUACUACUUUGUGUGAAAAUGAGCAGAGACAAUUUAAACUCUGCAUUCGGCCGAUUAGUCUUAUGGUGUCUUGUCUUUGACAAUAAAGAUGCCGUUGGCAAAACCUAUCCAGAGAGGAUGGAGUGGGUAUUCCUGCAGAGACUGCCUAGUAGAUUGGGAUGCUUCUGGCAUACAGAUAUUUGUAGCAGAUGUUUCCAAUUAACUGUAAUAAUGCUGAAAAAUAAAUGAACUUUCUUCAGGAUCUCCUCUACGAAUAUUGAUGUGGCAGCGGUCUGCUUCAGCCUGGAAGGGCUCACAGUAUCCGUGCUCAGGGAGGAGAGGAGCAAAAAUUGAAAAGUGAUGAUAUUGCUCAAAAACUGAAGGUCCAUGUCCUUGUGCGGGGAGAGAUGAAGGAGGGAACUGUCGUCUCAUUUUCACUGUGUUUCUUGGCUGUUCUUCCCUGGCCAGCCCCAGGCCUGGCUCCCAAAAUGGUGCCUGGGAACAGGGGCAACACCACCGGCUGCCCACCGUGCACCGCACCGGGUGUCACACCCGAGAGAAACGUUAAUUUCUGUGGGUUGGUGUGGACGGUUGCGUUAGGCUGUUUCAUAAGCUUAGCGCCAGAAUGAAGGGAUGUUUUCCUUUGGGUGCUGGUGCUUCUGGGGAGCACUCUGUCCAUUGGGCCUGUGAGCUCUGCUGGGGUCCAGCGGCUCUCCAUGCAGAGCUCCACAGUUUCCUUGGAGACAUUUGUGGUGACGUAUGGAGAGCUGGAGUUUAGUGUGGUUGUAUUAUGGGAGACUAGAGUGAGCACGGAGGUUUCAUCUGCUGUCCACAAGCAGAUGGGAAGCUGUCCUAUUUAAAAAAAAAGAAAGUCAAAACGUCUUUCUCAACCUGUACACAAUUUUAUAUGGCUUUAUCUUAGCAUUGUUACAUUCCUUGUCAGGUACAUAUUGCUUUAUUUUCUUCCUUAAAGGUAUAUUUACUUUCAUACCUGUAUCUAAGUAGUUUAAGUAAUUUAAACUCGAUGACUUAAAUAGUUUUUAUUGUUUGUAUUUUUUUGAAGUGUACCGGUAUUUUUGCUAGUUCUAUUUACUGCUCUUCUCAUAGGUCAGUUUUAAGACACAUCUUUGUUCUGAUUUCACCUUGUUCUUCCUACAUUCUUAAGAUCUUCUUUUAUAUUUUAAAUUUUUCAGCUGAUAUGGAAGAUCCCACUUUUUGGCAGUGAUUGCAAGCAUCACUAGUGUCAUUUCUUUGCUUUUAUUUUUACUCUUUUCAAAAGUUAAAGCCAUGAAUGAGAUUAUUUGAACUAGGAAUGCUCUAAGAUUCUCAACACAUGUUCCACAAGAGAAUGUGAAAGCUUUGACCUUCUGGAGCUCCUGAGUAUUUACCAGACAGAACCGGGAUUUCACUAGAGAAAGGGAACUCAUGCAAGGUUAUCUUGGGGUUUCUGAACUUUUAUUUCAGUUGAAAGAUAUUAAAGCUUGUUUCAGAGCAUUUUUUCCAAAACUCUGUCUGAAAGAAAGCUCCAGCCUGGUGAAUCUCAGGUGGCCAUCCAGCCUAGCCAUCAAGUGCCUUGAUCUCACUGCUUGUUGUUUUAGCCCAGAUACCCAUCUAACCUGCUUAUCCUGAGAUGCUCCUAUCUUUCCAGAGGCUCGAAAAUCCAUCUUUCUCCUUUCCAUCUGCCAGACCCUCCUGCAGUGCUACGGGGAGUGUGAACCUGCAGGAAUUGUUCCCACACUGACGAUGGAGAAAUGAUGGGCUGGUCCAAUGGCCAAAAUUGAGUAUCCUAAAGCAACAAGUGCAGCAUCCUUGUAUAGUUUCCACAUACAGCUCUCCAAAGCCUCCUCAUCGGUAGUGUUUCUGAGGUGUCCUGCUUGUGAUGCUGCAGAGUUGAGGUCCCAAUUCAGAGCAGGUACCAGCCUGGCCAUGGGGAGCAAAGCGUCCUGGCUGGUGUUGCUGCCCUUGAUGGUUUGGCUGCUAGCUCUAAAAGCCACCAGGAACUAAUCUCGUUCAUUACCAUUUAUCGCUCCUCUGAUGAGGGUAUUAGUGUAGUUGCAAUGCAAACCCAUUGUGUGGGGUCCUGUCUGCUGCUGUCCUUUGACCCAAGCCUUAAGUUAUUCUGUUUCUUCUUUCACCUUCUAGAAACUCAGCUCUGCAAGCUGUGAAGGGUCUGUGUAAUGUUUCUUUACAGAAAACCCAACUGACUGUGUAUAAUCUUAAGCUGCUUCAUUUUCCGGUACUUCGCAUUAUUCACUUUGGGUAGAGAAUUGCAUGUUUAAGAGACAAAAACUUUAACACUACCAAAUAGUUCCUUGCAAGGCUUUUUUAAAAGGAGUUGCUUGCAAAGCAAACUUCCUCACUAGUUUUUGCCAUUCGAGAGUGUCUAAUUUACCACAGAGUCAGGAACAUACAAAAGAUAAGGUCUCUGCAGCAAUAGCAAUCCUUCACAUUGCACAUGUGCGGCUCUGUUAGGUUUUCAUGCAUUCAUCUGCCCUUUGGACGCUAUUAGUAAGAACAUAAAAUUAUUUGGAGGGGUAGGGCUUUUGCCUUUUUUACUUUAAGGCAGAAUUGAGGAUAGCAAGGUGAAGCUCAGUCAAAACAACUGUAUGUGUAAGUCUUGUAGGGCUAGCACUAAAAUAAGAAUGAGACAUCACAAGGGGUCUUGAGCAUGUGAAUUGUGAAGGAUAAAUGGUUCCUAUAACUCCAUCUGUAUUGAAAAAAACAUGUCAAUAGCAUGGUUUAAUUUUUUUUUUGGCUGCAUGCUCGCAUGUGACAGAAUGUAGUUAAAACAAUUCCUUCAAAAGCUUUGUCCUAAGCAGGUGGAUGUCUGGAGAGAGUGUAGAAAUAAAUAAAUGACUGACACGGCACCGCAAGCCCAUGGCAAGUGAAGCGGUGGUGCUCCUGCCUGCUGGAUCAGCUUCUGGGCUUGUCCACCUGCACGAAGCCAAAGCCUUUCUAAGGAUUUCAACAGGGUAGCAUUGCACUAAGAUUUAUAUAGGCAAAAAUAGGAUUUAAAUUGGCAAAUGUGAUGGAAAUACAAUCUUUCAGAUUGUUUACUGUGGUUUUUGCCAUGUGUUUUAACUGUGUCCUGGCCAGAGUGCAGUGAGAACAAAGCCAUGAUCAUCUGAAAUGAUUUUCCAGUCAUUUUGAGAGAUGCUCUUGCAGCGUAGCUGAAGCAUUAAUGUAGUGAUGCUUAGGCAUGCUUAGGGAUUUAUGUUGUGUCGAUCCAGUGAUGAAUCAAGUAGCAACAUCCCAUGCUGGGAGCCCUGCUGCUUGGGGCUGCCGCAGGAGGGGAAGGACAGGGACGCAUCUGCAGCAAAGGGGUGGCUGGAGCAGAAACAUGGAGCAGAAGUCAGAGGUGGUAGCUCACAGGUAACAGUGGACCUUAACCAGGUCUGGUCUUUCUGUCUGUUAGCAGUGGUUUUGUCUGUGCAGUUGUACUGGGUGGAAAAUAUAUACUUUGUCUAGAGGCAUGACUUCAGCUGCUUAUCCAUUUAUGUCCUCCCCCAUGUUAAAUAUUGUUAUUAAAAACAACAACAACAACAAAAAUCAUUGUGUUUUACAUUUAAAAAAAGGCACUAUUGGCAAUUAUUGUAUCAGCAAGAAACAACAUAAGCUUCUGACACCUCCUGUGCUUACCGACAACAUGAAAUUAAAGCAAAGAAUGGCCUCCUAUUUAAAUAAGCAAACAACUAAAUGGUUGCCUAACAUAUCCACAAUUUUUGCUUGAAGCUCUUGGUCAUAAGCCCAUGAAACACAAGCAAAAUAAAUUUGAGGUAUUUUUGUGGUUUGGGUUUUGUGUGUGUGGGUUUUGUUUUGUUUUGUUUUAAAUCAGGAUUUUGAAUUAAUGGAAAUUCUGAACUACAAACAAAACCAACUCAAACCCAGCAACCCCCCACCCAAAACAAAACCCAGAAAACCAGCUUAAUAAAGAGAGGCAAGGAGAUUUCUAAGAGCAUGUACAAGACCUGUAAAUUUUUGAAGUGUAUCUACCAGCCCGGUUGUAUGUCUACACUAAUAGAAUCUCUUGGAGAAGAUCAGUAUAUGACAUACUCUUAAUUUUGUGGUUUAGUUUUUGAGAAGGCUAACCAUGUGAGAUAGCCUGCCCUUAUUUGAGUUUAUUUUCUCUGUGCUCUAUAAAAUUAGUGAAGUAAAAAAGUCAAGAGACCCACACUAGUUUUCUUGCCAUUUGGGAUUAUUUGCUGUGAUGCUUCCAGUGGCAGGGAACAGGAAUUGGUUUCCAGGGGGAUGUUUUUGAAGCUGUUGUUCCUUGGAGAUUUGUCUGAGCAAAGCUUUAGGCUUCGACUCACUGUGAUUUCUAGGGUGUAAUACAGAGAGGUUGCUAACAGCCACCCUGAAAAUCUGAUUUUAAAAGUAAUGGGAAAAGAGAGCUAAUAUUUUAUCUUUCCCUUCAUCAGACAGUAAAAGCAAAGGGUGGGUCUAAUCACCAUUAUUCCUGGAACACUUCAGAGGAGUUGAGGCUUUCCUAAACAUAUUGUGUGAUUGUUUCCUCUGCCCCACUGGUUUCGGCUGAAAUGUUUCUCCUGCUCACACUGCGUAAGGCACACUCAUCUCCCUGGCUGCAAAUUGAGCAGCACUUCACUGCCCUGGCUCCCGCGGCAGCAGCAAGUGAUCUCGUCUGAAGUUAGGAUGCUCCAUGUCGUCACAGGACUGUCACUGAGGCAGCAGUGGGCACAUUGACAUGUGGCUGCAGCUGCCCUGGCACCUUCCUCGUGGAGGCAGGGGUGUGCAUUAAAAAGAACUGUAGUGAAAUCCAUUAACAACUGUUAGGAAGGAAACGAGCUAGGGAAGAUGAAGUUUAGUAGAAGGAAAGCCACCUUCAGUGUUGUGGUAACUGACAGCUACGAAACAGGAUGACCUCUCUUCCCGGGGCCGUGCUGGAUGGGGGCUUGCCCCCUACUCCAACGUGGCAUGGGGCACCCCAGAGAUGCUUCCCAGCUGUGGCCGAGGUGCUGGCAGGAGCUCGGCCCCGCUGGCUGCCCAGCCGCUGCUGUCUCCAUGCAGAAGGGAAGGCAGCUCUGUGAAAGCCAGGCUUUGAGUGCAGAGGCGUGAUGUACUUGGGGGCUUCUUUACUUGUUCAUCUCCUCUCAGGCUUAAUGGAAAAUGUUUUUCUCACAUCCCUGUCUGCCCAUCUGGCUGCUUUGGUGUGGGAGAAAACACAUGCUGGAGCCCAUACAAUUCUCAUGGAUUUAAUGCAAAUAUUGAACAAGAAUUUCAGGGUUUGGUUAAGUGUGGGGCUUUUUCCUAAGGAAGCCUAAUGGGAUCCUCUGUGGCGUGCAAUUAUUGUACAUCUUCUGGCAAAGCUUGCUUGAUUAAGCAAAUCCUCCUUCUGAUCUAUGUUUUAGGGUUUUAUGCUAGCAUCCCUCCCAGUUCAAUAAGUUGGCAUAGGCAAUACUGUUUGCUAUCUUGUCCAGUGUAUUUUGUCCAGCACAGAGUCUGGAGGUGGUGAACAGGGUUCUGCUAACCUGCUGCAUAUCUCAGCAGCUUAUGUAAAAUGACAGAGGUCACACUCAAAGAUUCUAAAAAAUCUUAUCAUCCACAAGUUAUUGCAGGAUUCCUUAAGCGUCGUGUUCAGUUCCAACUGGCAGAGUGAUUUAAAAGGUUAUUUCCCAAAGACAAAGACAUACAGAUGUUCUGGUGGUGAUGCACUCUCCCCGGAGCACUCCCUGUCCAUCAGUCCACUCCGUCUGCUACCUCCAGCACAUUGGGAGUAAGACAGUGGGUGAUGGCACACAGGCAGCUGGUACCUGCAAAACUCAUCCACUGAAGGCAUCAUGGUAGACCGAGGCUUGUCGGUGCUAGUCUGUCUCCGCAGCUUUGAUUUGGCAUCACCCGCUUUAUUGAGCCAUGGUUCUACUGAGGCUUACUUAAUAAUUACAGGGUGAAGUCCCCAUUGCUGGUACUGGCUUUCGUAUGUCAAGGGCUGAUGGAGUGGAGGGAUGCUGAAGGCUGAGCCUCCGCUUGCUGGCUGUGAUUGAUUCUUGAUGCUCAAAAUAGUUUUUAUUAUGUUGUUAUUAAAUAUUAGAAAGAAACAAAAACCAAUACCAACCUACCUUUUGUCACAGCUAUGCUGUGUGAUCAGGGCAAAACCUUUAUGAACAGAUACAAAAGGGAGGAAUUGGCAGUUCUGGUUUAGUUUAUUUUUUGCACUUCCCACAUGAAUUGCUGCUGCUGGAAGCAAGUGGAAGAGAGGUUGAGUAUUCUGCUUCAGUGGCUUUUUGCAGUAGGGAUGAGCAUUUCUGGACUGAAACUCAUCUGAAGAGUUCAAGUGUAUAUCUAGCUGCUCAAAUUAACAAAAAAAGAGAACUUUCAGAGAGCUCCUGUGGUGGUCAGGCACUCUGGCUUACUGGGCCACUUCACCCUGAGAAGUGUUUGCUUCAGAUGUGCCAUGGAGUUGAAAGUAUACUUGAAAAUCAGGGCAGGGACCAGUUUCUCAGCACCCUUGCAUAAGACUGCCUUUAUCAGACACUUGUGAGAUUUGCUCUUUUACGUUUCCUUCUUAAUUGCUCUCUAAAUUCUUUCAGUCCAGCCUCAUGAACCAAGUUUGGGUGAGGCUUCCAGAUAUAUGCCAGUCCAUCCAUGUUGAAUACGUCCACAGGAGACCACUGUAUUCAAGAACAAUAUAAUAUUAGGUAUAAACCCAAGUCUGAUCUCUUAUAGGUAGUGUGCAGUCCAGGCAAAAAGCAUAAAAUCCCAAGACAACAGUAGCAGAAAGAACCUGGAAACACCUUCUCUUACUGAUCUGUUGUUCAUCUGCUCCAUGGGCUUUAUGAAUUUGAGCUGCCAGCGGCUUCUUUAGACUGUUUUGUUGGGUUUUUUUAUUUAUUUUGUUUGUUUGUUUGUUUGUUUUGCUUUUUUUAAUACCUGCAACGUAGAUCAAAUUUUGGGCAAUAUUGCUAGAUUUCACACUAGUGCCACACGAAGCAGUUACAUGGGCACCCAGCACUCUGUUCUGCUGUGCCCUGUGGUUGCUUAGAACAGCACAAAACAGUCUCGGUGGCAUUAAAAAAAUGUUUGACAUUAUUAAUCAGUUUCAUAUGUUGAAGAAGAUUAAGGUUGUUAAUCUGUUCAUCUUGUUUUUCUUGCUGUUUAAUCUAAUUUUCAUUAUGAAGGUUAUAGUGAUGACAAUCAAAGGGACCAAGAGCUGUUAGCUGACAGUUUGCAUCCCAUCUUGUUUUUCCUGAAAUGAAUCUUCCAGUGUUAAACACUAUUUCAAUUCACUGUGGUUAAAAAUUAGAUUUCUAAGAGUGUGGGUUUUUUUUCUUUUUUUUUUCAUUAUCUCUUGUUUUCUGCAUAAAUAAAUGCUACAGACAUCUUUAGCACUGAUUCAGUACUUAAGUGUGCUUCCAACACUUUCUACAGAGCGGUAGCUCUGGUAAGAGGACUUGUAUUAGUUAGUGAAAAUACUUGCUUGGACAGAGAAAAUUACAUUUUAAUAAUUACGUUUCAGAUAAUGCUGAAUACGAACAGUUUUAUCUCUUAUGCUUUUGCUGAGUAUGAUGCCACCACUUCUGGCAGCAAAACCGAGAUAGUUCGGGCAGGUCUCGGAAACACAAGUCAGCCAUAGGAGGCAGGAGGCAAAGCGGUCGUGGCUGAUGAUGCAGUAGUGACAGGGGUCUCAUUCUUCGCAGCUGCUCUAUCGCAACUUGCCUGCCAAUGACAGGAGGAUGUCAUUCUUUGUCUUUUGCAUUUAUAACCUCAAGAUGAAACCCUCAAAUCGUGAAUAGGUUUCUGUCUUCUGCUGGCUGUUUUUUCAAUUAGCAUGGUGUCACUUCCAUUUCCAGAACCUUUGCCCACAGUAUCCUAUGGUCUGGCCAGUUAUUUUGAGCACAGCUUAAUCAGAUUUGACAUUGAAGAAAAAAAGAGAAAAAAAAUUCCCUUGUGCAUUUAGAGUUUAGCAAUUUGAUUUAGGUAAUCAGAUCUUGUCCAUAUAUCCAAAUAAUUCAGGGGAGUUUCUCUUGGUUUUCUGUGACAAUACAGGAUAACGGAUUUGCACUAUUUUUUAACCAAAUCUGAAAACAUUUGAAUGCUGUGAGUCAGAAAGAGCUUUGACCUGAAAUUUGAUCAGGGAUUGGAAAAAAGGAAAAGUGGGAGGAUGCACGAGAGGAUUAAGCAGAAAAGAAGGUCCCUGGUCUUUCAAGACUUUGCUCUUAUUAAAUGACCUAAAAAGCUCUUGCUAUACAAUAGUUGGGCCUUGUAAAUGGGUUAUAUUUGAAGAUUAGGAUGAGUGGAAAAUAAAAACUUAAUAAUGUGAUUUCUUUGCUCAUUUUUAAUAAAAAUGAGCAAGCUGCAGGGAAGAAUAAGAGGCAAGCUGAAGUUGAAGGAAGUACAUUUGUAGCCAUCCAUGUCCCAAUGAGUAGCAUUAGGAAAUCAUAUGUAAGUAUUUAGUCCUGACUGCAGCAGAUUGAAUACAUUUGGUCUUGUCUGGACUAAGCAAGCCCAAAUCUAUCAAGUAUUUGGGUGAAAAAAAAGUUGGAAAUUCUGGUUACUGGAAACAAAAACUGAAGAGCCUUGCUCACUUGGCUGAUAAAUACUGGAAGCAGAUGAGGUGGAAGUUUUAGUUCCAUUAUCAGUGCCAAUCAGAUGGGUGGAAAGAGGAAAAACGAAUUUGCAGACAACUUCGGGUGGUCUUAAUAAAAUGCUUCCCUGAAUGUAUAAUAAUUAAUUAUUACUGUUAUGCUGCAAAACAACUUCAAUUUAAAAAACAAACAAACAAACAAAACAAACUAAGAAAAUUAUUUGCAUUCUUUAAUCAUAGAGUCAUUUUGGUUGGAAGAGACCCUCAGGAUCAUCGAGUCCAAGCAUAACCUAACUCUAGCACUUAACUGUGUGAACCUCGUCUCUGUGCCUUUUAAACACCUUCAGGGAUGGUGACUCCACCACUUCCCUGGGCAGCCUGUUCCAAUGCCUGACAACCCUUUCCAUGAAGAAUUUUUUCCUAAUAUCCAGUCUAAACCUCCCCUGGUGCAACUUGAGGCCAUUUCCUCAUGUCCUUGUAACAGAAAAACUUAGAUUGUGUUGGUUACACUUUAAAUCUUUGUAAGGCUUUGACUUGACUGCUCUUAAAAUUCUCAUGGCGAUAAGUCUUCUGUAACUUGUGUGGCUGAUGUCUUCACCUAGUCACGAGCCUUGAGUGGAGAACAGACUGUAGACUCAAAUGGUCUAUGUCCAAGUGAAAUACUUCAGUAAGAUGGAUAGCUCUGUAGGAAAUACUUCAGCAGUGGAGAAAGUCCAACCUGUGCAUGUCUUCAGCGUGCAUAGGAGAUAUGCAGGUACUUCCCAGGACUGACAAGCUCCCAGACAGAGAAAAAGGUGAUGCUUGAUUAAGUGUGAUUAUGUAUUUAGUCCCUGGAUCUCCCAUAGCUGGAGAGAACCUGGUACAACCCAGCACUGGGCUCAGACACGUUGGAAGGACCUGAUAAGGUGUGCAUACCAAUGCCAUGCUGUGCUACAAACAGAACUCUCACUGUAUGUUAACUCUCUUAAAAAGUUAAUGCAGGAGGGAAAGGAGCGUCAAGUUUGACUGGAAAAACUGUAAUUAAGUCAAGUCUAAAAUAAACAGUGUUAUCAAAUUAGUUUUCAUCAACAGCUAAUCCAAAUUUAACUAAGAUCUCUAGCGUUAAGCCUUCAUUAUCACCUGAUGCAGCCUGAACAAGUCUUUCUUUGUCUGGUGAAAAAUUUGAUGUAACACCUAUUUAGAGAAGUAAUUUACAAGUCUAACUUUUAUCUGUAUGAACAGAGUCGGUCAUAAUUUGCUUAAAGAUAUUUGUUCUAUAUUUGUAGAGAUUGAAUUUGAUAUCAGGGUAUAAGAGUGGCAGUAAGUCUUGGCAUUCUUCAUUGGAGAAAGAAACUCUUGGUCUUGUGUUUUCUGAAAACUAAAUGUUACAUCCCUCUGUCUCUUGGUUGUAGAUGUAAAGCAGGAGUGUGAACGUGUGUGUGUUGUAACAGCCUGUGAGCAAACCAGAUUCUUCAGAGUAGCAGCACACUAACAAAUCUGAGAAUCCUUCUGCAACUCCAAAGGCACGUGCUGCUCCUUACUAUCCCUGUCAGAGCACGCACUGUGCUCCUUCCUCUUGCACGUUUUUAAGGAAAAGAUCUCCAAAACUUUCAUUCUGUGGUUCCAUAAUCCAUCCCUCCAUUUAAUGAAAAACUCUUGUGUGACCUAAAGUUCCCUGAGCAUUAUCUUUGUGGUUUUAUACUCUUUGAGAGCUAAAGAUGUGUGAGAUAUGUGUGAGGGACAUCUCGGAUGGGUGGUGUACAUCCAAAGAUACUGGAAGUUAAUGGUAUUAUUGUGGGGUUACACCAGUGAAAAUGAAGUCAUUUUAUGUACUUUUAAAAUAAUUGUAAGAAUUAUCUGAAAGAAUUCAUUUUUUUUCACGUGACACUAAAAAAUAAUGGCUGGAUCUUUACAUGCCAUAGACAUGGGAAAAAAAAAGACAGUAAGGCCUUUAAAAAAACAAAAUCAAAUAAGAUCACAAAGAAAGAGAGAGCGAGAAGGGUCUCUAAGGAAAAAAUCAGUAAGCUAUGCCCUGUAAACCACAUAUAUGUAAAUGAGAAAUCUUUACACAUCUGCUGACCAAUGCAAAUACUAUAAAUUUUGAUUGUCACAUGUGAGUUUGUGUACACUAAGUACAGCAUGAGCAUGAACCUUCAAGUAAAAUGUAGAGGUGCAAAUUGUUAGAGAUGAAGUGAGAUGGCACAGGCAGGCUGUAGCACUCUCCUCUGCUCCAGACCUAAGAUUUGCAAGAGAAGUAACCGUCAUUAGUGUUCUCAACUACCUCCAAGCCAAGGCAUGCCAUAUAUUAGACAUUUUGCAUUAAGCAAUCUAUUUAGUGGUUCCCAAACUUUGCACAGUAAAGGACGGAAAUGGUAGGAGAAGAGUAGUGCCAAGGACCACUGGUUUGUGUGGACUAGAAACUUAGGAGAAGCAGAAAUGGGAGGAGGAAUAAAGCUGGCCUGUAGGACAUUGCUCUUGAUUAUACUUGACCUGUUUUAGUUGAAGUAAAUCUUCUUGCCUCUAGCAACAAGCAUCUCCUAAUGUAUUUUACCAUUAGAUGUUGCAUUCUUUACAAGUUAUUGAAUGGUUCAUGUUGGCAGACCUCUAGGCAGUUCUCAUUUAGGGCAUCUUUUUGACUCUAAAUAACUGCCUCAGCACUUUUUUUUAAAGGAUAGAAGUAUAUGUUUUUUUGAGAUUACUUAUGUAAUUCUACAGGGCAAAAAUAGAUCAUGUUUGAGAUCCAUCGGCUGUGAUUCUGACCCUGGAAGCUACUUAAAAGAUGGGUUAGAUAUUUAUGAUGCUCCAUCAAAGAACAUUUGAUUUUUGUGUAUUACCAUGGAGUCAUGGGGCUCUGCUGAUAGAAAGCAAUUCUGAUCCUGCUUAAGUCCAUUUGGCAAGAUGCUUAAGACAAAUAUUGUGAUCUUAUUAAUGGAUAAAAGGCAAAAGUUUCCUUAAGAACUAUUAUUAAAGAAUAAAAUUAGAAGAGGUGGUUGCUCAUUUACAGCUUUCCUUUUUCAGCUUAAUUUUGAGUCUGACAUGCAGAGUCUUACUGGGGAGUUAAUAUCCACUGGCUCUGCUACUCAGUUCUCCUGAAAAUGAUGUUGGAGUUUGGCCUCAAUGAAAUGCUUUCAAACAAGUUUUUUUCUGAAAAUAUUUAUAAAUUCUCUCUAGAAAUCUCCCUCUUAAUUCGAUUUCUCAUGUUAUAAGCUCAUAUGCUUUAAUGUGGAAGUGGCAUAAUUGUAAUUGUCUUUUACUCAAGGUAGCCCUUGCCAGUUCCCCAAAAAUUUAGCAGUAAAAACAAGCCCCAAGAGCUGGGGCACCAGGCAUGGCUGCCUGGCCUCGCUGAUCAUCCACAAGCCUGACCUGGUAGGACCUGCUAAAUGGGUGAGAUAGGGCCCCUGGGGGAUUGCCAGCAAGUCACCAAUUAAUACUAAUUGCAUGGGAAAUUAUGGUAACGCUGCAAUGGUUCAUCAGGGACCUGGAAUGAGUUCAUGGCUGUGCUGCACCCUAGGGCUGUGUGUCCCUUGGUGCUUGCUUCUAGAAGAAUACUGCUUGUUGCUUGCUGCUCUGUUCAUUUUUGCAGUGUUUUGAGAUCUCAAUUAUAAUUAAUGUGGAGGAAUCUGAAACAACUGCCAUCUAUUGUGGAGUUGGCUUGGGAAUGUUUGAGUUAAAUUGUAAAACUCCGGUUAGUUUCAGCAGGAAUCAUCACCAACCUCUCUGGAGCUGGGCCAGAUCGCUCCUCGUUUUCUGAUAGGAAUGAAAACAAACCUGAAGUUAUGUGAAAUGUUCGCAACGUGCACACCACAGUCCUUUCAAAACAAGAAAAAUACAGGCGUCUGAUUUUAAAAGGGCUUUCUGCUUUGCCUCUCUGAUUUCCAAGGGGAGCUUUGGAGAAAACUGAGAUUUAAGAUGUUGCCGUCUUCCUCCCAUCCUAGUGACAGCUGUAAACAUCUGCUGAGGGUGUCAUUCAUUAUCUCAUCCUACAGUUGCUCGUUAAGAUUGUGAAGCGCCGUGCCUUCUUGAAAAUUAAACUGGUAAUGCCAUGGGGAGGGAGCGAACAGCCAGCGUGCUCAGAGGCUCUCCAGAGUGUGGUUUUGGAGCAGGGCAAGAGCAGCUGCCGCAUUGGAACUGUGUGCCGGGGAUAACGCCGUGGCAGGGAGGGGACCUGCCUGGCCCCUUUCAGAGGACAGGUGGUGGCAGGUGGGCUGGGUAGGGCAUGCUGCUGUGUCAUCACUGUGGUUUCGCCUCUCCAUCCUGUUCUCAAAGGCAGACAAGGCUUCAAGUCAUAAAUUGUAUUUCAUGUAACUCCUCCCCUGUUUCAGCUGCUUGCUCACGCAGCCACCCACUGAAAUGAAACAAAAAUGUGCGAAGCGAGGCAGGGAGCACUCUCACCAGUGCAGAUCUCGUCUCCUUUCUGGGUGCUAGGGUGCCCGUCCUGCACUGACACCAUCAUCUUCCCUAACAUCCCAGAGCUUUGCCUAAUCACAAAUACAUAUGCAUUUUUCUCCCAUCCAUUCUCAUCAGUCCGUACUCCAAGAAGAAGCAAAAAGAAAAGUCUGGGGCAGUACGUGAGCGUGCCUUUGUGCCAGCGCUGGCUCGGGCUGACAGAGGCGGCUUUGUUCCCCGGCUGUGGCCAGCUUGGCAGCCAGGGAAGGUGGGGGUCUGCGCCGCAUACGGAAUCGGCCCGCGGCCGAGGACGGGGGUCCCGAAACUCCGAGAGCUGCCUGAAUGACAGGAGGGAGUUUCACAGCACCCCGCUGGCAGCUUGUCCUGGUGUCUUCUGCACAAUGCAAGUGGGGUUCGGGAUGAGGAGUCCUUGUUAACUGAAGCACAGAAGCUUUUGCUUCCUCCCUGGGAGAGGCUGUAUGAAGACUAGCGUGGCCGGUGCUGUAAGAAACAGAAGGUGCAUGCAGCACAGAUGCCAGCCUUGUCCAAGGAAUAACCUCUUCAUCCCCAAGUGACGGCAGCUCCUGCUGGGACCAUGGGGCCAGAGGGUGGUUUCUUAGGCAGUGGACAGGUCCACAUCAUCCUGUGGGGAAGUUUGGCAGCCGUGACAACACUCUUGUUCCUCACUUUCCUCAUCUUCCUCUGCUCCAGCUGCAACAGGGAAAAGAAUGCCAAACAUCAGAAUGGAGAUCAUGAAAAUCUGAUGAAUGUGCCUUCCGAUAAGGAGGUGUUCAGCCACUCCAUCACAAGUUCGGCCACAGAGCCCCCUCCGAGCAGUGAGCAGAACGGGGUGCUCAGCAAUGGCGAGGUACUCUCAGAGGACAGUACAACUGCAUGUAUCCAGCCUUAUGAAGAAGUACAAACAUCUGUCUCUGAUCUGCUAGAUCAACAGGAUAGUCUCGGAAAGUCUAUAAAAUGUCACCAGAGCCGGGAACUACCCAGUAUUCCCCCUAACAAUACCAUGGAAACCAUCAUCUCAGCUAGAAAUGCAGAAAAUGAUCAAGGUCUUGGAAUGGAAGGACCUUACGAAGUCUUGAAAGACAGCUCUUCUCAAGAGAACAUAGUCGAAGACUGCUUGUAUGAAACUGUGAAGGAAAUCAAAGAUGUUGGAGCAGUAGUCAGCAUGGAAGGAAGUUGUAACAGCAAAUCAAAGGCUUCACUGACAAUUUCUGAAGGUCAGGAUCACAUUCCUGAGUGCAGAAUUGAAUCAGCAGAAUAUGCAUCUGUUGACCGAAAUAAAAAAAGUCGUCAAAGUGCGAAUUCAGAAAGCCCUCUUGACAACACACCAGAUGUAGAGGAUGAGCUUCCCCCUCCGGUACCCAUGAAGCUUCUUGAUGAAAAUGAGAAUGUGCAAGAGAAAGAAGUGGAAGAAGAAGUGACAGAAGGAGCAAGUAAACCAGAGAAGAGGCUUAGUUCGAUGUCUUACAAGUCUCGAGAGGAAGAUCCAUCUCUUACAGAAGAUGAGAUCUCAGCUAUGUACUCAUCUGUGAGUAAGCCAGGACAGGCCAUCAAAGCACUGGAUUCUCCUUACACCUGUAUCCAAGAAAUUGUGUCACAGAGGUCCCCGUCGGUUUGCAGUGGCCUCUAUGCAAGUGUGAAGGACUUUGAAAACACCCUAAAUGCUACCACUGUGCCUCAGUCAGCGGACAGACCAAACGGGGAGCUGGAGCCUGACUAUGAAGCUAUCCAGUCUGUGAGCCGAGAAGAAGACAGGACCUUGUCUGUGCCUCAUACAAACCACUCUGCUCUUUCGGGAGAGAAUGACUAUGAGAGCAUAGGGGACUUGCAGCACCACGGGGAUAUCACCAGACUUUAACUACUCUGGCAGGCAGAUUUCAGCAUGUAUUUUACUCGCUGGUAUUUUCAAAGGAACAUGUGAAACAUGGAGAGAAAAGUGCUUCUCCUUUUGAAGAACAAAGCUAAGUAGAGGGCAAAAGUUGUGAAGAAGCAGCGUACAUUUCAGCCAGGGUGUGAUACCCAUAGAUUAUUCUGGGUGGUGGAUGGAGGCUCAUGGGAAAGGGUAUGUCAGGUCAGAAUGACGACCAGGACAACGUAAAGGCUUCUUUAUUGUUACUUCCACAACAACCAGAAUUUGUGAUGGAGUACAGGGCUUGUCAUCCCAAUAGGAUUCCAUACCAAAAAGACUGCCUUUACACAAAGCUAACUUUUCAUUUGAAAAGAUUAUUUUAUGUCAUUUGCUUCCAAGCAGUUUUUCAUGCAUCAUUUUCAUUCAAGUGCGGACAUCCACAACAUUGAGCAAAUCACAGAUCAUCGUACCUCAGCUCAGACUUACCUAGCAGGGCUGGGGACAGUGUGCUCACUUCUCUGUGUUUUGGGGAGCUCUGUCCAUGUUCAUUGCAACUAAAGUGCAAACAACAGUACUUCACAAGGGACCUAAUCCAAAUGUACUUGAAUUCAUUCUGUUGGCUUUUUCUUUUCUUUAAUGUCAAGGGCUGUAGCAUAUGACUUGCAAUAUUUGAGAUGUGUACUGAUAUUUGUAGAUUUUUUUAAAUUAUUUGUGCAGUACUGCAAGUGACACCCUUAGUAUUCUUGUGCCACUUCCCUCACAUGAGCACAUAUAUCUACACAUACACACCAGACAAUUACCAUGUUGAAAAAAGUUGUGCAAACGAAUGCAUUGGCUUAGUGUUUAGUCUAACCUUAACAGUGUUGAGUCCUUUUUUUUAAGAAUUUUGUCCUUUUGUAAGACUGAAAAUAUUUUAAUGUUUGUCUGGUUUAUUAUAUAGGAAAAUUUAUGUACUCUGAGUGGGUGAUAUUUUUUAUUUUUACAACUUAUUUUUCAUCUUCAAAGUCUUUGUAGAUAACUUACUGUUUUAUGUAACAGGAGGAAUCCCAUUCUUUGGGCUUUAUUCAGUUUUCCUUUAAUAUUUUUAAAUUUUUUUCUAUUUCAGAAGUAUGUAAAUGAACAGUUGCUUUUUUUUUUUUUUGGUCUUCUUGAACAGGGAUGUGGAACAUGCCUUGCUGUUUUUAAGCUCAAAAUAAUGGAGCCUAUGUAAAAGAACACUGCCUAAGGGCAAAAAAAGAAGCAGAAGAGACAGUGGGAUUUAGUCUGGCAUGGCUGCUGGUCCUCCUUGUUCCUCUGCUAAAAAGAGCAGGAGGGCGACCAAGAACUUCUUGGGCCUCUGACAGGCAGUUUGAUAGCCACUGGCUUUUCAAAGUUAUCAAGUUAUUCUGUUACUAUUAAAAAGUACGGUGCUUGUAUGAAAUAAGUAGGUACUGGGUUGAUACGUUUAUUUUCUUCAAGAAUAGUGGAAUGAAUAGUACAAUAGUACAAGAGUAGUCCAACAGUAGAGAACUGGCAUUGUGUGAUAUGCAUUUGUACACAUUUAUGUGUACACAUGUGCAUAUAUCCCCAUGUAUAUAAGCAUACACAUGUAGUUUGGACACAAGCAUAAACUAUGGUCUGAACCUGGUAGUAUUCAAAUAACAUUGACAUAUGUAAUAUUUGGCAUGUGCUUGAAGAGUACUUUCUUUUCAAUUCAAAGUAAAUAGUAUAUAAACUGAGGUUGGCUUAUUCCAUAGUAACCUAGAACAGGUUUACUUUCAGUUCGGUUGGUACUGGAUUUUGAUAUAUCAGGUUGAGUCCUUCUCAGAUCAGUGGCCAGUGCUCAACAUUAGCUGGUACUAUAAAGCGCAAACAAACAUCUGGUUAUACACAUUUAUUAGAAAUAACUUCAGAACUGAAGGAAGUGUACUAAUUUAUGUGCUUUGCGUGUAAGGAGUAUGGCCCUGAGGAGAGCAGCCAAACUCUGCCCGCAGAGUGAUUCAGACUUUGUGGGUCCUGACCUCACGUGGCAGUGCAGUAUGUGCGAGCUAUGACUCUUCUUCCAAGGAAGAUCCAUCCAUCGGGUUCUUGACCAUGCCACCAUGCUUCCAGAGCUGCAGCAAACCCUUUGCUUCCACUUCACUGCAGUGCUUUUUAAAGCUGACUUCAGUCUUCCUUUCUGGAAAUUUUUCGCUCAAAAAAAGGUUUCUGUUCCCUUUACUGUGAAUUCAUUAAGUUCGCUUUUUGACUGUUCUCUCCUUCUGCUUCACACUGUUUAAGGCCAAAGAUAAGAUGCACCACGUUUCAUAAGAUCUUUUGUGCUAAGUCUGGAGAAUUUCUGAAGUCUUUAACUAUGUGUUUGCGGUCUGUUCCUUGCUCAGGGGUAGGGGCUUAUAUAUGUAGUCCUCAGACUGACUCCUGCAUCUUAGUGGCAGGCACACCCCAGCUCCUGAAAUUCCCAAAUACAUCUCAAGAUGCAGUUAUCCCUUAAAGAUUGUCUUACUCAUGAUGUGGACAACAGCUUUUGGAGAAACAGUAGCAACGUGAGGCUUGUCAGGUUCACUAGAUGCAGUUUCAAGACUAGUGUAAAAAUAAAAAAGAAUGCCAGCUAACAAUAAUGAGGCAUAACACCGAACUCUUGAUUAUAGCAUUUGAAGGUGGAAGAGGAGAAAAUCAAACGUCACUGUAGAAGUGCCCCCGUGGAGAUCAGCAAGCCAAAGCGAGGAGGAGGGCUGCCCCACUGCUCUCUGCGGUCUUUCAGAGCAGAAUAAAGAGUGUUGGUUUGGGGAAAGGGCUAUGAGACUCAGCUCCUUCCUUUCUUUACCCUGUUCCAACAGCUGUUCCUUGAGACCACCAGACAUCCCUUUUCCACAGUGAAAUCCCUUCCCCUCUCUUUUUUCUUGUGCUUUUAUUUCAAACCUGCUUCACCCGGCCUCGCACUGGGAGCUGGUGCUGAGUUUGCAGUCCUGUGGUGCUGGCACGUUCCUUCCCAUUUAAAUGACUGUUGGGCUGGUCACCACCUUUUCAGCAUCCACCAGACCCUCAGCCAGGUGGGGAAGGAGCUCAGGUUGUGGAUUGCUCCUGGCAACGUGUGCAUCUGCCCUCAGCUGUUGAGAACCCCCUGCACUGGGAGCUGCAAAAAGGAAUUACUCUCCUGAACAAGGACGCACAGAGGAGUCCAUAACUCCCCUACAGUCUCCAUUAUAGUCUAAUGCUGAAGAAAAACAUUUUAGAAUUCGGUCCAAGGUUCUUAAGUGAAUAAUGACAUCUUGACAAAUAAUCAAGCUUCUGUUUUCAUUCCCUCUUUCCAGAAAUAAGAUCUGUUCCUUUAUAGCUGUUGCCAAUGCUUCCUUUUUGCGAAUAUACUGGAUGGAAAGAUUUUUCCAACAGUAAUCCCCAAAUAGAUUGAUCUGACAGGAAGGAGAAGGGAGUCUCUCCUAUUUUUCUCUUAAUUGCUGUUUUUUUCUCUUUCACCGUAUGGCUAAAUAAAAUGCCAUCAUCCAAAUUUAAGUAUUUGUUACCUGGUGAUCUUUUCUGGGGAGGCUUCACAGUCUGUUUCAGGGGUGUCAAACUCAUUUUCACUGGGGGCCACAUCAGUAGUUAGAUUUAUACAGUCCUAAAAUUACAUUCGGCCCUCUGAAGGCAACCGUGAGGCUGAUGUGUCCCCCAGUGAAAAUGGGUUUGACACCCCUUGUCUAUCGCUUUGCCCCCAUUUUUUGUCAUAACAAUGUAAGGUCUCACAUCAUGUUGCCACAGUGAGGCCAAGACAACCUGUAAUGUGUGUAUAACUACACUAGUGUAAAGGUCUUUGCUGAUUUCCUUCUGGGAACUGGUAGAAAUAGGAAAUGCAGUUUAGAUAUCUUUUCCAUAAAUCAUGUGGGAGUUGUUCUGAUCACAUACCUAAACCAGUUCUCGACACAUACCUAAACCAGUGCUAACUCCAUACCUAAACCAGUUGCCCCUUUCUAUGAUGGCACAGAAUUGCUUUUUCAGUCAUGGAAACAGGUUCUUUACAGAUACUUGUAGCACAGGCAGGUGCCUCAUUGCCACCAUUAGAUCAGUUAUAGUGCCUUUUUUAUGAAGUAGCUAGUACGUGCAUACUCUUUUCCAUACUGUGUUUGUUUAAUACAAGGCUACAAAAAGACAACCCCCACUUUGUCUAAGUUGGAAGCAGCUUUACAGAGACACUUUAAAUGUACUGGACCUCAUUUAGCCCUACAAUAGCAAUAGUCUCUAACAAAAGUCCUUUAAAAGGCGCAGUACUGUAGCUUUGAUGACUAAGCUUUGCAAUAAGAAUUAUCAGUCGUCUUCUGAAGUUUUUCAACAGUGAGCAUUCAAGGAGGUGGUGGCCUUUGUCCAUGUCAACUGUGAACAAUUAUUAAUAGUUGCUUCAGUCUUUGUAUUAAUAUCAGUUGCAGGCUUGCUUACAUGUAGCAGGAUUUGUGGGGGGUGAGUAGGUGAAGGGACUCAUAUUUGUGAGUCACCCAGAGCUGGACCAUCCCCACAGCAGCAACCGGCUGAGAACCAGCUGCCUUUGUUCUUUAAGCCCUCGUCUGUCCUGCCUUCAGGGAAUCCAUCCUGCGGGGAUUCUUCUGGGCUGUGUCCAUCUCCAUAGCUCCCUGAACGGCUCCUGUCUGCUCUCUUGGUCACAACGCUGUACACGCGGUGCUCUCUGUUCAACCUUUCAAUGGUGCUUUUAUCAGAUGCUGGAUAAAUGGUUUCAAUGUGCUCUCUGAAAGCUGACGUGCGAAGUUGUGACACAGACCACUCUCUCUGGCAUUGUCUGCUUCCCGGAGCUCAGCGGUAACUGUUCCUCUGACUACAGAAGGCUGACAGCGCUGCCCUGUCUCGUGUUCAUCCCACGCACGCUCAGGACCGAGUCAUCACGUGUAACAAGCCCAGCUUUUGCCACGGGUGUUUAAACACAGCCAUUUGGGCCAAGUGCCUCGGCUCGCAAGCAGCUGGAGACGUGACUCUGUGCAGCGUGGGAUUGGAAACAUCAUUGAGCCAAGCGCAAGGACUUUUUCCUGUCUCUGAUUGUGCAUUUACCUUUGUUUGCAAUAUGACUGUAAUAAAUCUGUUCCUGCGACAAGCGUUUUAAUUUGGGCCACACUCCAAUGAGGGAUUUUUGCUCUUAGGUGAAUUACCAGUUAAUUCAGAUGAGUGUUAUUUAGGGAGGCUGGAACAUGCCUGAAUAAGGCUGUUAUGUGCCUCCCAAGUAACUUGCUGUGUGUAGUCUACUGCAAAAUGGGAGACUGCAGAAAGAGGCUCAGUCUGACAGGUGCUCCUGUGGUGGUGUGCUCAAGACUUUCAACAGCAGGUCUUCUCCUGGGAGAAGGUAGCAUAAUUGCUAUUAAUAUAAUUUCAUACCCUGGUGCUGAAGUUGAUUUCUAGAUCUCUUUUGGGAUGGUCAUGGCUGAAGACAUUGCCAGAGCAGAUCUCAGCCUCCAAAAACCAAACAUUUCUGAAAGUGUUUUUAUAUUGCUUGCUAGCUUGCAACAUAUGCUGAGGAUUAUGCUAAAGGUAAAUGCUACGGAUGGAAGAUCACAGAGAUAAAAACACAGGGUUCCCUUUCUUCAAGGAGAGAGAACCCCUUUUGUUUGAGUCAGUAUGAAAGAUCCUAGGCUUACAAAAAGCAUUAAGCAACAAUAGUAUUAAACAAAUUAUUUGCCUAUGUGGUAAUUUUCCAGGAGUGCGUUAGGGUAUCACAUACACUAGACACUGUUAUUUUCCUGUGGACAACAGAAAGAUGAAAGCUUAUUUGUAAUACCAGGUUCCCAUUGAUUAUUAGUAAUUGAUAAAACUUAUUUUACAUGUAAGCCAAAGGUCAGGCAGCAUGUCUACACAAUGUAGAUAUAUUUAAGCUAACUCUAAAUAAUCCAGCUCAGGUGUUGUAGGCAGAGUCACUACAACAAUUUUAAUGCUCUGUUUGAUCUGACCUGCUCAUGUAGCACCCCACUUUCCACAGCAAAUGUGUGGAUUAUCUUCGUAUAACAUACCCAUUGGCCUGUGCCUACUCUGUAGGUAACAUAAAACUUACAGUUCUGAUUUUUCAAGUUGUGAGGCUUUGUUUCUGGAGGUCUUGAGUUUCAAACUGUCGAGAAAGACAGUCACUGCAAACAGGAUAGCAAAGUGCCUAAAAAUAAAGAUGUUUCUGUGAAGGUAAAGAUACUCACUGUUACUGCACAGCAACUUGUCUACUGUAUGUGAUCCUCUCUUGCCAUACACAUUCAUGACUAUUGGGUUUCAUUUGUGAUGCUCAUUUAUUGUUAUAGUAGCACAGUCUGGGAAGUCGUCUGUCUCUGCAAAUUUAUUGUCUAAUUUUAACUAGCAUAUGUUUGUUACAGAAAAUAUAAAAUGAGAUUCUUUCUUCAGGUUAGAGGGCAGCUAUGUUAUUCCUUGUAGUUUGUGACAGUGCAACAAUCUGCUUAGAUGAUUUACAAAGCAUGUAAGUAUCACCUGACUUCAAAAUGCUUCGUUUGAGAUUUCAGAUGGCCUCUUGUUCACUAGAAGACAAUGUUACUAACUCUUGUCAUUUUAGUCCUGUAAUGUUAGGGGAAGGGGUUUUAAACCUUACAAAUCUUAUUACUUAAAACAAACAGUGCUAAUGUUUUGACUUCCUAACGUCUGCAAAGUGACUCUCAUAUUUUAACCUUCAACAUAGGUUGGAUUUGGACUACCUUCUUGUUUAUGGGACUGCUCCUCCUCAUCAUGUUCAGCUGUCACCAUCCAAGCAUCUCUUUUGUCCUUGAUGAAAUAUGGCAACUGUCCAAAGGGUACAAAAACUGCAUCAUGUAAGACUUCUGAAUGGGACCUUUUCAAUAUGCCUGUGAGAUAUAGGAGCCUGGACUUAAGUCAGAGGUUUUGGGAAAAUUACAUCCCAUCUUGCGGAUUUCUGUGGAGGUCUUCACUUUCUUUCAAGGCAAGAAGUUCUGUCACUUGCAAGCACUCAACUGACAUGGAAAGAUUUAUGUAAGGGGUGAACUGGUACCAUGUUUAAAUCUAUUUGUAAAAAAAAAAAACUAUGAGCACAAGAGCCUUCUUUCUCAUGUGCUUGAGGAUACUGGAAUUUGGUCUUUAUUGUUGAGGCUAUUUGAGAAUAGUCACGUAAACAGUCUUCUCAGAACGUCCCACAAGUGUGUGCAUAUGGAUCUCUGGUAGCUCCUGAGUUUCCACACGUGCCACCUUCAUCUUUUCCAGCAGGACCUGUCUCUGCCCUGUGGUGAUGAUGAUUUAGGAAUGGCCCUUUGCUUUGCAGUCCUGACCAUUUUAACUUAAGAAAGUGGGAGGUGAGCUGCUUCUCCUCAGCCUGACUAAUCUUUGUAGAUGAAAGUGCCAAGAGCCCACCUGCAAACCCAGAAAAGAGCAUUUGCUGUCAGGGCAAGACAGGUACAGCCUACUGCAGCAGUUAUGGAGAGAGAGGUAAAAGGAACAACAGCAAAGUUUCAUUUGCACUUAACCUGCACCACAGACGACCUGUUCAGAAAGAUUUUUGACAGCAGGAGAGGUUACAGCGAAGGGACAAGUUGCCAAGAAUCUCACAGGAGAUAGAUGGCGUCAUUUAUUCUUCUCAAGGAGAAGGGGCAGGGGCAAGUCCUCUUUGCCCCACCAUGAUGCAGUUUGCUGAUCUUUCAUGAUCCUCCAUAUCAACAGAAAUGAAAUGAAAAUAAAUUCUAAACACAUGGUUUUGUUCUAUCAUAAAUCCAAAAUGGACAAGUGUAGGUGCACUAAUGUAAGUACCAUGUGCAGAUCUGGACUUGCACAGAUUUUUUAGCAAAAAAAAACCCAAUAGAAUCGCUUUAUUUAUAGAUAAUUAUUUGCAUGUGUGCAGGAUUGGACCCUAAGAGUUUAGAAGAAGCUUGGUUUUGUGCUAGGUAUUUUUGUUUGUAUUUUCAGUGAAAUAUAUUUUCUUUCUUUUAUGUUAGUGAAUUAAUAUGACAUCCAUAGGAACAAGAAAAAAUAGUCUUCUGUAUGGAUAAGUAUCUCUAAUAGCUAUGAUUAAAAUCAUGCCUCAGUAGGAGUCACUUUAAAUUGGGUGCUAUCAGAACUUCAUCGUAAAAUUGGUUUAUAUAUGGAACACUGCAUACUUAAAAUAUAGUGGAUAUAUAUUUCUAAUUACAGACACUGUCAUGUAUUUUAUCCAUUGUUUUAUAAUGGAAAAAAUAUUUAUUACUGGAAUGGUUUUCCAGCAAUGUUCUCUUACUAAACGUUCUUGCAACAAACUGUGUUUUCUGACAGCCGUUUUAUUCCCUGGUCACUGAUGCUGCAAAACAUCCUCAAACCAGUAGAAGCUUCUGAAAAGAGAGGAUUAGAAGUGUCUCUGGCUGUCUUUGUGUGGAGGCAGUUAAAUACUGUAUAGUUCAGACCCGGAGGCAGUGAGAGCAGCUCGAAGAACAGACUGUACUAUAUAACCCUGGAGUCAGUGCAUGCAGACUCUGGAGGCGGCAGUUUGCUGAGGCUUGUUUGCUACAUGAUGGGUUAUUUGGCUUGCUACCUGUUGGAAAUCAAUAUCAUUUCAUUAACACCACUGCAGACACUGAAAUACUGUAGUUUUGCAGAAUGUAUGUUCCAUAAAUUGUAGCUUGACUGUAAUUGCAGGACUUAUCCUACUGUUAGAGCAGUUCAGAUCCAACACUAAGUUGCAUUUUGUAAAUUGAUAAAUGCCAUUAAAUUCUUCUCGACAUUAUGUAGCAGUAUACAUGAGUUGAUGUAAUUUAGUCAUGCCAUUAUUUCAAGAAUCUUCAUCUGAUGUUUCUAGCCAAUUCAGCUUUUUGGCUGCUGAAAGCACAGUGGGUAAUUAUGGUUAUUUACUGUAAAUGUAGACAAGUUUUAUGUAAAUAUUUCGGGGGGGGGGGGAAAUGCUACAUAUGAGUCAGUUAUCUAAAAGUAAGAACAUAGGUCAAUAAUAUAAAAUACAUGUUUUAUUUAUGUACAGUAGUAUCCUAAUAUUUACUUGUUUAUAUGCAGAAAAAAUCUGAAGAUUCUGUACUGUAUUCUCUGAAAGCUUUUAAAAGAGGCUCUGACAUUUUAUCUGGUUAAUAUAUUUGCAAAUAACUUUGGAAUUUAUUGGAAAUCUGUGUAAAUUAUGUCAAAUGGGAAAUGUUACACUGCAAUGAAAUGAGUUUAAUUCAAAAUGCCUGGCAAAAUCCAGUGGAUUGAAAUCUAUAUAUGAAUUCAAUAGCCAGACAGAAUAAAACACAAUAAGAAAGCA